AAAAAAGAUCUGAGAGAGGAGGAGAGAUGCUGUGGGGACUGACUUUCUCAUAGUAAGUGCAGACUGCUGAGACUGUGUCACCGGGACAGAGCGACACACCGGCCGGACAGACAGGGACAGAGCCGCAGCGACAACCUGCAGAGCAAUGUGACUGCCCAUCCGCAGCGAGACAUGGUGAGGGUGGCACUGCUCUGUCUGCCACUAUCUCACUCCCUCCAUCCAAAUCUGACUGCCAUAAACCUUCUGUCCUCACUCCAGAGGUAUCUGGCUCUUCCUGUCGCACUCUGCUCGUGUUCUUUCACUGUCUCUGCUCACAUUCCCUCUCUUUGUUUGCUUCUAGACUGAGAUCUGUUUUCAAUGAGCAAAAACCUAGUCAACAAAAGGAGUGCAUUUGCACUGUGAGUAAAGUCCCUGUAUAGGGCUGGGGGGGAUUUAUUUGGCUUAUACAUAAACCGUAAUGAUUAUAUAUCACUUAUAUCUAUAUCUCUCAAUCUCCCAAUGAUGUUGCAACAUUUUUGUUGAAAAUAGAACAAAGCGUACAGUUCAGAGUUUGCCUGUGAUUGGCUCUUGGAGUUUGUGCCCUUCUGUUAUUCGUUAAGUGCUGCCCUGCCUGUGGGGGCAGAGGGUGAGUAAAUGUGGCAGCUGCUUUCUUCAAGUCAGUCUCAAUCUGUGGCUCUGAGUUUGUCCCUCGCUGUCAUACUCCACAUACAUGUCUUUAUGUUGUCUGUUUUUUCUUUAAUUUCUUUUCUUCUUCUUUUUUACUUCGUCACUCCUUCCUUUGUGUCUCGGUUGCACUCCUAGCUGUCUCCUUCCCAUUACUUCUCUGCUUCUCUGUCUGUAUCCUCUCUUCCUCCCUCUCCAGGAAGAAAUGAUCUCACGCAUUUAAUGACUUGCAGCUGGUGUUAUGGCUGAGAAAGGACACACACAGACAUGUAUAUACUGUAUAACACAUCUAUUGAUAUAUGCAUAUGACAACACUUCUCACCGCUCUGUACAUUCACCAUUCAUAACAUAUACAAUACAGAAAGGUGCCUGUAUGCAGAUGUACAUAAAUAUGGAUUGGCAAACAGCACACCCCAAAAAUAAGAUUAAUUUUCCCCCCGAAAAUUCCCGAACAUAGAUUAGCUUACUCUCAAAUGGACUCCUGCGAAUCUAUGUUUAGGGAAAAUUACCUGAACAUAGAUUAGCGAACUUGCAACUAGGGCUUAUUUUUGGAAUAGGGCUUUAAUAACGAGCAUCCCUGGAAAAUAAGCUAAAGCUUAUUUUCCAGGGAUGUCUUAUUUUCAGGGAAACAGGGUACUAACACACAAACACACAAAGACAAACAUCUGGAACCAUAUCACCAAUUGUGUGUUUUUUUUAACCUACACAAUUAUACCUGAAUUCAUAAAUACCCAAUUGGCAAACGUGCACAAAUACAUGAAAUUAAACAGUAGGUUUUUUUUAUUUUGUUUUUAUAUGAAGGCAAGCCAGAUAAAACUGACAUUAUACAUGCCUUACCAGCUAUUAUGUCAAAAUCACUUGAUUUUAUAACAGCUUGAUUAGUUGCAGGUAUAGGGGUCAGAAUAUAUUAAUUUUGCAGUGUUUUGUUUCCUCUUAUCUCUCACGUUCCAUUGAAAGAUAACUCGUAGAAUGGAAAUUUCAGACCUAAUGCAGGUGUAGUAAUACAGCAAAAUAAAUAUUAAAAUAGACAUAUUUACCUAAACACCAGUUCAUGUACUUAUGAUAGGGCCACUAAGACAGAAAAUGGUCCAUAUGCUUUUCACAUCAAGCUGUGUCCUAAUUUGACUUAUUCAUAUCCAUAAGAAAUGUACAUCUUAAAUUGAAGGUGCUGUAACUGGAUUGCUUUAUUUAUAAUUUAUUUUUCUAUACCUUAUCCACAGUACGGAGUCAGAGUACCAUUUUUUUAAUAUGACGGUUAAAAAAAUCUAGUUUUAUCGUAUCAAGGCAUUGCCUGCAGUUCCUAGAUGAUUUAUUUACAUUUCCACGAACUAAACGUUAGUUGUGUGCAAAUAUAUGUGACUGUAGUUAGAGGAUUUUAUUAAAAAAAAAGAAAACAUGAAUGAAGCAUUUCAAGCAUGUUGGUGUCAUAUUUAUCCCUGCUGUCAGAAAAUUGGAGGAAAUAGGAUCUAGCGAUAGGGAGAUUCUUUCAUAUAAUCGGGUCAAGGUAGCACCUGGUGCAUGGAGCAUUCCCUUUAUUUGGCUAAAUUAAUGAUUGUGUGUGUUACAUUUUGAAAUCAUGAUAGUUCCACUUUAAUCAUAUUAAUACAUUCUCUGCCAGUUUAUGUAUGUGUUAGUAUGCAAAAGUCAAUGUUACUGCUUAUUCCAAAAAUAAUGAGCUAAAGUAAAGUUGCUGUAUCAAAGUAGAACAUCAGAUGUAAUUACAAAAAUAGCACAGUGACGCGUUAAAUACUCAAAUGUACUUGUGAUAACUGAUGCUCACCAUGACCCUUUGCACUGCCAGAGACAUCAGCUUCCUUCUAGAUCAGGCACACCUUUUCCUCUGGUACUCAAAUGCCAUAAAUAUAGUGUUUUGCAAUGUUAUUCUUUGUCUCUUUGGAUCCAGAUUAUUUCUCUUUUUUUUUUUUUUUACACUUUAGUUCCGUUCAGUAGUUUCGGAAUCUUGGACACAAGCAAACAUAAUUUUGGCUGGAAGAAAAGAACAGCUGGUAGACCCAGACACAAACACAUCACACGGUGAUCUACAUACAUGGCCUUAGGCACAAACACAUCACACAGUACUUUACAUACAGGGCCUGAGCCCCAAACACAUCACAUUGUUAUCUACAUACAUGGCUUGAGACACAAACACAUCACAUAGUACUCUACAUACAUGGCCUUAGGCACAAACACAUCACAUAGUGCUCUACAUACAGCACCUGAGCCUGCAACAGAUUCUCCAUACAGGACCUGAACCUGAAACAGAUCACACGGUACUCUCCAUACAGCACCUGAGACUGAAACAGAUCACACGGUACUCUCCAUACAGGACCUGAGCCUGAAACAGAUCACACAGUACUCUCCAUACAGGACCUGAACCCCAAGCAGAUAAUACAGUUCUUUACAUACAGGACCUGAACAUGGGCGUCCGCAGGGGGUGGCAAGGAUGGGCGUCCGCAGGGGGUGGCAAGGAUCCCACUGGAAUUUUCAGCCUGUUCUGCUAUUUUUCAUGUGAUUGAAAAUGAACUGCAAUACCGGCGCCGGCCAGUAGGCGCUGUGUAUAGAGAGAGACAGGGAUAGGAAGCUGCAUCUUAUCCCUGCUUCCCUCUGCUGAUUGAAACGCAGGGGAGCAACACAUACAGCCAGAGAGAGCCUACAGAUCAGGUAAGUGAGGGAUGGGGGGGAGGGUUUGAGAUAGCCUAUAGAUUAGGGGAGUGAGGCUAGCCUAUAGAUUAGGGGAGUGAGGCUGGGGGGCAGCAGCCUAUAGAUUAGGAGAGUGAGGUGGGGCAUCCUAUAGAUUAGGGGAGUGAGGCUGGGGGGCAGCAGCCUAGAUUAGGGGAGGAGGCAGGCAGCCUAUAGAUUAGGGAGUGAGGGCAGCGAUAGAUUAGGGGAGUGAAGGGGCAGCAGCCUAUGUGAUUAGGGGAGUGAGGAGCAGCAGCCUAUAGAUUAGGGGAGUGAGGCUGGGGGGGCAGCAGCCUAUAGAUUAGGGGAGUGAGGCUGGGGGGGGCAGCAGCCUAUAGAUUAGGGAAGUGAGGCUGGGGGGGGGCAGCAGCCUAUAGAUUUUCCUAUAGAUUAGGGGAGUGAGGGGGGGGGCAGCCUAUAGAUUAGGGGAGUGAGGGUAGCCUAUAGAUUAGGGGAGUGAGGCUGGGGGAGGGCAGCAGCCUAUAGAUUAGGGGAGUGAGGCUGGGGGGGCAGCAGCCUAUAGAUUAGGGGAGUGAGGCUGGGGGGGCAGCAGCCUAUAGAUUAGGGGAGUGAGGCUGGGGGGGGCAGCAGCCUACAGAUUAGGGGAGUGAGGCGUGGGGGGGCAGCCUAUAGAUUAGGGAAGUGAGCAUAGGCGUGCGCAGCCUAUUGCAUUAGGGUGUGCACCCUAAAGCACAAACACACGCCACCUGUAUAUGUAUGUAUAUAUAAAUAUUUAUAUAUAUAUAUAUACAUACACUGCUGUGUGUGUGCUGUGUGAUGUGUGUGUGAGGGUGCUGGUAGUGUGCUAUGUGGGUGAGGGUGCUGUUUGUGUGCUGUGUGUGAGGGAACUGGUAGUGUGCUGUGUGUGCAUGUUUGUUCGGGUUCUGUUAGUGUGCUAUUUGUGUGCUGUGUGUGGGUGUUGUGUGUUUGUUAGUGUGCUGUUUGUGUGUGGGUGCUGUGCGGGUGUUGUGUGUGGGUUUUGUGUGUUUGUGAGGAUGCUGUUAGUGUGCUGGGUGUGCGAGGGUGCUGUAUGUGUGUAGGUGCUGUGUGUGUGGUGGUGCUGUUUGUGGGCUGUGUGUGCUGUAUGUGUGUAGGUGCUGUGUGUGUGCUGUUUGUGUGUGUGUGCUGUAUGUUUGGGUGGAGGUUGGGGCAGAUUAGUUAAUAUCCCAGUCCUGCUGCCUUCCCUGGUGGUUCAGUGGAGAGUGAACUCUAGCUCGGUUUCUCUGCUGCCUCCUUCCAUUCUGCUGUGGACCGGUGAGGUAGAUCUUUGAUCUCCCCACCGGCCCAUGGAGGCUUAGACCAGAGCUGCCGCUCGGAUAGUGUCGGCUCUGCAUGAGCCAACCGGAGAGAUCCAGAGAUCUCUCCUGUCGGUCUCAAUCCAUUGGCGUGCCGCGGGGAUUAGGGUGUGCCCAGGCACACCCGACACACCCAGUGCGCACGCCUAUGGAAGUGAGGGAUGGGGGAGACAGCCUACAUGAAGAGUCAGCAAGGAGCAGGAAGGUAAAGUAAGAGAAGGAGCAUAAAGGAGAAGGAACAGAAAUGAGCAGGAAGGGACAUCAAGGAGCAGAAAGGGGCAGAAAGGAGCUGGGAGGGACAGCAAGGAGCACAAAAGGUAAAGUAGGAGAAGGAGCACAAAGUAGGAGAAUGAGCAGGAAGGGGCAGAAAGGGACAGAAGGAGCACAAAGGUAAAGGAGCAGAAAGAAUCAGAAGGAGCACAAGAGUAAAGUAGGAGAAGGAGCAGAAAGGGAAAGCAAGGAGCACAAAGGUAAAGUAGAAAAAGGAGCAGAAAGGGUCUGCAAGGAGCAGAAAGGGAUCAGAAUGAGAAAGGAGCAGAAGGGCGCAAAAUAAGCAGAAAGUAGCAGAAAGGUAAAGGAGACAAGGAGGAGAGAAGACAGUGUCAGAAGAAAAAGAAGACUGUGUCAAAUGAAGGAGAGGAAAAGGAGAUUGGAGCAGGAAGGACAAAUUAAGUGAACCCUCCACUUUAUUCUGGACACGACAUCAUAAGGCUUUGGUACCUGGGCCUGGCAGGGAAAUUUUGGACCUUCUCAUCUCCAAAGGUAAAAAAAAAUAUCAGUGUUAAUGUUAACUUUUAUUUACUGAGUGUCAGGAAGCACAGAGUGCCGUUGGGUAGGGGUGUUGCUGAUUGGCUAGAGCAGUCAGCUGGCACUCUAAGCCAAUCAGUAGCUACUCAUUCAUAAAAAAGUAAAAAUAUUUUAUGAACCGGGAACUAGCGAUUGGCUUAGAGUGUCAACUAUCCACUCUAGCCAAUCAGCAGCACCCAUGCCUGAAGCCAAUCUGCACUUCCUGACUCUCUGUUUCAGAAGCCGAAUACCACUGAGCGACCUGGAGCUGGAGGAAGCCUUUGGGGUUAAACCAUUUGAGAGCGAUUUAACCCCUUAAAGGAAAGAGAGCACACAGGGGCUUCCUGGCAUCAUAGCAUUUUCAUUUAGGUGAAGUUGUUUUGUUGACCAGAAUGGUCCUUUAAUUUGCUUAAAGGAACACUAUAGUGUCAGGAAUACAAACAUGUAUUCCUGACACCAUAGUUGUGAAAACGCUAUUCACCCUGGCUUUAUGUGAUAAUGGCUUUGCCCCUUCCCUUUCAUGACACUAUCAUAAAGGUACCAAGCAUGGAUAUCAUUACAAUUAUGUCCUCCCCCCCCCGCCCCCCGGAAAGAUUCCUGCGGACGCCCAUGGACCUGAGCCCUAAACACAUCACACUGUACUCUACAUGCAGACCUGAGUCCUAAACACAUCACAUGGUUCUAUCGAUACCUGGCUUGAGACACGAACACAUCAAACAGUGCUCUACAUUUAUGGCCUUAGGCAAAAACACAUCACACGGUACUCUACAUACAGACCUGAGUCCUAAACACAUCACAUGGUUCUAUAGAUACCUGGCUUGAGACACAAACACAUCAAACAGUGCUCUACAUUUAUGGCCUUAGGAAAAAAACACAUCACACGGUACUCUACAUACAGGAUCUGAGACCCAAAUACAUCACACGGUUCUCUACAUACAUAUAUACAUACAGGACCUGAGCCCCAAACAUGGUACUCUACAUACAUACAGGACCUGAGCCCCGAAAACACAUCACCUGGUGCUAUGCAUACUUGGGCUAAGGCAAAUACAAUACUCUACAUUCAUGACUGAGCAACCAGCACACUAUAUAGUGUUCUACUUAAAAAGCUGGAAGUGACAGUUCCUUGUUCCGUUACCCUAGGAAAUGCUAUUGUAAUAGUUACCAUGCUGAAAAACUGCAGAGGUAAUAAAAAGUGCACUUGGGUUUGCAUAAGCAUGUGCUAUGGGCAUCUACACAGAAAUCUGUUUGAACCCAUGUGUGCAGCACUGAUGGGAUUACAUUACCAUGCUGUGCCCAGUGUGCUCUAAAGUGCAGGUUAAUUAAUAAUUAAAACAGAAUAGACAAUAGCACACAUUUCAUUAGUUAUUUGGUUGUGCAGAAGUCCUACAAGUGACAGUUCCUCUACCACUACAGCCUCAUAACCACGACAGCUUCUUUCCCAGAUACCCUCUUGCACUGAGCUAGCCAAGGUGUUUAAUCAUGAAAUAGUCAGACUACAUGGAUUACCUGUGGAAAUAGUCUAGGACAGUGGGAGUCCGUUUAUUACUCGUUUUUGAGGUAAUGCUUGCUUUCCUAUGGAGAGGGCCUAAUGCGCUCAUCUUGCAUGCGCAUUAGGUCUCCCCUCUGGAUGACGUUGGAAGAGGCGGAGCACCGGCCCAGUACCAAAGGGACAUUGGUGUUGGAAUCAUGUAAGUGACUCAAUGUUUUUAAAACCCUUUAUCUGCCGUGGGAAGGGGGGACCAAAGGGCACUAUAGUGUUAGGAAUUCAGAUUUGCUAAAGCUAAAGUUGUUUUGAUGCCUAUAGUAUCUCUUUAAGGUUGCACACUGCAACCUAUAACACAACAUGAUGUAAAAAGAGUUGCUGAUAGAAAUGGGGGCCAGAAUCAACAGUUUUGCUGUGCCAAAUAUAAAGAAGGUCCAUCGGGCUGAUAGAUAUUCCUUGACAAAAAAAACCUGAAAACAUACACUAAAUAUGAAAUAAUAUGAACUGAAAUAUCAUCAUAAACCUGAUAGUUUCCCAGAUUAUAUGCUGGGGCUGUAGUUCUUAAUUCUUGGAUUGGGAAUCAGAUCCAAAAUUGGUUCUACUUAAAGACAAACUAUAGUGUCAGGAAAACAAAGUUGUAGCUCCUUAUAGUGCCCCCUUCCCUCGUGCAGUUAAAACCUAAAAGUUAAAAACCCCUUCUGUCACUUACCUAUUCCAUUGACGUUUUCCCCCUCCACUCCUCUCCCACUGACGUCAGCAGGAAUGCUUUCCUAUAAGGUUUUACAUGACACUGGAUGUCCGAGGACAUCUAGCGUCAGUUAGGAAACCAAACGUCACCUAACAACCCAGAGGUCACUCCGGGGCUUUCUGUUAGACAUCCACUUAAAGAUGUAAUUAUUUCAGUUUAUUGGAAAUAAUUGCCUUUCCAGGGUUAAGGGACCUGGGACUUUGCAGUCAAACCACUUCAAUACGCUGAAGUGGUCUGGGACUCAAACGUGCGAGAAUAUGAUAUUGACACAGCGCCUGACUGAUGAAGCACCAGGAUCUGAUAUUGUUUGCUGCAACACAGCAGGGUUCUACAAGAGAGAGUUUCAGGUAAGUACAUCUACCUUAAGUUUCUCCCCCUGGUCUAAGUAACUCAAGCUAGCAUGUCACCUUUAGGGUCUUUGUGAUAUAUGCAAAGAUCCCGGAAGAUGACAGAACUGCUAUUUAUAAGAAUUAUUUCAACAGCAACCUUAUAAUGAAUCUAUCUACGUAAUGUAUUACCAACUGCAAUCUUACAAUAGAGAGUCAAUGUGUGAACAAUCAUAAGAGUGCACAUUUAGCCAACACGAAAUGUAUUAUGUAGCCCAUGAGAAAUUUAAGUUACCAUCUUUGUAAAUAUAAAUGUAAAAUGACGUAAAUAUAUAUUUUUUUUAUCUCAUUGAUCCAUACCCAGUAUAUCUUAUCAUUUGCAUUCAAGGCUCUCUUAUCCUUUAUGUUAUAUGUCUAUGUAUUUAUUUUUCUAAAUGAACUCAGUACUAUCUCCCUAAUGUUAUAGCCUCUCGCUACUAUUUCCACUUUUCUUUUAAUCACUGUGGGAGGUUUGGCAUUGCAAACAUUGAAAAGAUUUUGCAGAAGUACUUGGUGCAGACAACCAGACUUCCCUUUAUAUUUAUAGUGUCGGGCCAUUCCUCCGUCUGUUAUAGUACAAUCUCUGUACUGGUAAUGCAUACCUCCCAUGUUUCCUUCUUUAAGAUCUUUAAAUCUUUCUAUCCCUCUUCGUGCUCCUGUGGUCCCUCUUCUAGUUGUCUAUAAUACUUGGUGUAUGUAUCAUACAACAAUGCGCCUAUACAUAAUGCAUGUUUAUACCUCAGUCAACAUGAUUGGGGUGAAAAAAAAGUGAGACAGUUUGUUUAAAUAGCAAUUACCGGUAAUAGUAACAAGGAAUGCAGGGUACUCUGAAAAUGUGACAAGCACAAAUACAUACACCAUUAGAAAUCUACAGGUCCUGUUACAUGUACUACUUUUAUUGGAAAAUGUAAAAUAAAAAAAUAACAUCACUAGAGCAUCAUCAUAUCUAUGAAUAAGUGUUCAUAUCUUCUGGAACAUUUGUGACGAGGACUGGCUAACUCUCUUUAUUGAGUAUAUUGUACAUUCAAUAUUAAAGGUGUCCAGACUAAAAAGGUACUUUCUAUAAAUAAAUAAAAAAAAUAAGAAAAAAAAUAAUGACCAAAUUCAAGCUGUUCUAACCUUGAAGUCAAUGUAUUUGUGUCACACUUUGAUCUGGCUUGAGGAACACCAGUGUGCACAGUAUGCUGGAUGAAAACCACUGGCUCUAUAGAACAGCAACUUCGCUUGUGUGCUGCAGGUCAUUUACAGUACCAAGAUGACAUAAAAGUUAGUAAGUUAGCAAGUACUAAUUAAUUUGUGAAGCACACCUUCAAAGUAAAAGUUGUCAUCUUUGGCUGUUUGAAGCGUUGUAGAGGUGUGGUGAAACACAUUUAAAUGUCAAGACCAUUAAAACAGAAUAUAGUUUUAACUUACAUAUAGCAGCAUAUGUAGGCAAUAUGUAUAGCUUUAGAAAUGAUUCUGUUUUAAUUCUCCAAAAUGAGUGUUGUGCACCGAAACAUUACAUUUUCUUAUGCCUUUUCAGAUGCCCAGAAUUAAAUCAGUUAGGUUACACACUUCUGUUGCAUUUUUAAGUAUUGAUUCAAUGUCAAACUGAUGUAAAAACACCUGAUCAGGAUGGAUCAAAAUUGCCAUAUAUUAUCCAGGAAAUACUGUAAAUUGCUGAAAGGUUCCUUUUGAUUUAAAAAUAUGACUUGACUGUUUCUUUAACAAUGCAGAUUGUCUCAUUAACAGAAGACACAGUCCCUGUGAUGCAUAGCAAUGCUGUUUGUGUUCUUGUGUACAAGUUGUAUCCUAUAUCGAAUUGUUACAUAGAAUGUAUUUGUCUCUUCCAGACCCCGCAGUCUGUGGAAGAUUGCUUGCAAAGUGCUCUCUCCUCUCUGUACCCUCCCUUUGAAGUUACAGCCCCCACGCUCCUGUCUCAGGUGUUUUCAGUGUUGGAGAGGACAUAUCGUGAAGAUCCCCUGCGAUACACUCUAGAAUUCCUAAUACCAGCUAAGAGAAUCCUUCAAAAUGUGCAGCACCAGGCCUGUGUAAGUCUCACUAUGGUGCUUACUUCUACAUCUCUAUCAUAAGCUUGCACUGGCUGUUUCACUAUGUUCCUCUGUGCAUAGUAGAUGUAUAGCAGGUUGUUAGUCACGUGUUUCAAUUGUCUCAUGAUAUGUGUCAAAUAAUUUGCCCUCUGUUGUCCUAAUUUCCACCCUUGACUUUUUAAUCACACAAGCUGCAUUUUUACAUCUUACCGUGCAAAACCAUCAAAGUUUUCCAUUAUAUUCAUAUUCUUCUUCUUCCAAUCUCUCUUUCUCCCUAUUUUAUAAAUGCCAUUUUUGCUUUGCUUAAUUUCUUUAAUUUCUGUAUUUUUUUCUUCAUGUUAUUUGGCAGUCUCAAUAUAGUGGAUUCCUAUUCUUUCACGAAGGAUGGCCGCUGUGUCUUGGUGACAAGAUUCUUAUUCAACUCUCCUCCCUUCCCUGGCACUUUCUGAAGCCUGGGGACUUCUACCUUCAGGUUGUGCCAUAUCUUGAGUGCUCCCCACGCCUUGUGUUAAAGUGCCUUUCUCAAGAUGGCAGUGGAGUCCAGGAGAUUGUGGUUCCUGAAAGCUCCCAUUCCUUCAUUUUCUCUGCUGAAUGGCUCAAUAGUAUCAAUAAAGACAGGAGCUCAGUACGAUUGGAGAAUUGCCUGGCAGCAGCGGAAGAGAAAGUUCUCCGACUGCAUUGGUCUGAGGUUAUUUAUCCACGUUUCAUCCACAAGGAAGGCUUUAUUGUAGGUAGGAAAUGCCCUCUUGGUCCCAUGCUGCCUCCACUGGAGUGUCGGAGUCCUGGGGAUGGAGGAAUCACCAGCGUUGAUCUUGUAGACCCUAAAGUCAGCCCUCAGUUCUCAUUUUCAAAUGUUCAACAAGACUUAGUGAGCUCACCUGUCACUGAUUCAAUUUGUGGUUCUGUUUUGGAUUGCAUGGAAGGUGAAUAUGUGGAACUAAGCCCUCCAAAUAAAUCAAAUAAUGGAAAAUUGGACAGCUAUAGAGACACAUGGGUAAAUAGGGCCAAGACAGCUCCAAGCAGAAAGGGCAAGAAGAUGGGAUACCAGGCUUGGUUGCAUGAGAAGAAACCAGGAAAGGUUGGGUCUUUGAGCACUUUGAAGCAGAGAACUCAAGAUACAUGGAAAGAAAGAUUGUGCACAGGAGCAUCUGAAGACCAAAGUAAGUCUACAGUGGAUAGCUCAAAUUAUUGGAAUGCAGAUGCAACAGAAUGUUCCAAUGAGACAGACUUGUUGAGUGAAUGGAGAAAAGGCUUGGAUCUUCUUCAGAGACAUGAUGACUGUGACAUCCCUUCUGAGAGGCAGGACUGGAUUUCCUCUGAGAGUCCAACAUGGGUUUCAAAAAACUAUUCACAGGAACAGAGGGUGGAAAGCGUGGGAGCAGAUAGGACUGAGCCCAUAACUGGUUGUCAGGAAGAUGACAUUUUAUCAAGGACAAUAGAAGGAUUCUCCCUGAAAAUAAAUAUAACUGAUGAAAGCCAUAAAUUGCUUUCCACAGAAAACUCUGUAUAUAUCACCAGUGACUGCGGAGCUGUACCUGGAGAUGAUGUACAACAGGCUUCUUCUAUACAGUGCCAAAAUAACACAUUAAAGGGUAAUCUUAGAAGCCUGGUAGGCAACUGCCCAGUAAAUUUCCAGUUGGGUUCCUUAAACAAAGCAUUGAAAGAUGAAGAAGAUACAAUUUCCGUGGUCUCUCAUGCUAAAGAGUCAUUGUUAACCAAAACAGAUAGGACAUGGGCAGAUGGUCAAGAAACUUCAAUCAUACAUGGUAGACUUGAAGAAAGUACCACUGUGGGGGGUACACAGUUACCAUCCAGUGAGAUAAGACCACAUGAAGAUCAAGAAAAGCAACCGACCUGGAGCCAUAUUACUGAUACUCCACAAAAAACAGGGAGAGGACGACGAAAAAAAAGAAACAAGAGAGGAAGGGGGCCUUUAAGGACAGAGGCAAACAAGGGAAUUACUAAAACCUCAGAGCCUAAAACAGAUGCCGGGAAAGAAGUAACUGAGACUAUCAGCAAAACCAAAGAAGAUGAAGAAAGAAAACCAGACAUUGAAAAAAAUGAUGAGAGCCAGAUGGGUAAGCUUUAACAUGACCCCUUCACCUCUUCUAAAUCAAAAGAUAGCUCACAGUCAAAUACUUGUUAUCAGUGAAAUAAAAAGAUGAACUAAAAGAAUUAAGUCUAAAUGCUAUUACUUACUAUUAUUGAAUGUUAAAUAUAACUGGUCAUAUUUUACUGUAGGUUACUCAUGGUUGACUUUGCGAUUUGUGCAGGGCAUUAGAAAUGGUCUUAAAGAUACAAGCCGUACAUAAAGUAGAUGCAGACAUUAUAGAAAAAAAUUAUGUUUUUAGUACAUUUUGCAGUCACUCAUGCCGCAUAAAUAGACCUCCCCAUUAUGUUAGCAGUUGUGUUCACAUGCUAAACUGUCAGUGAUUUCUCAGCAGAAGCUCUGCCCCCACCUGCUGUCAUCCACACAGUUAAGGUGCCGUGUGUGGAAUUAAAUGUGGACGCAGAUCAGCCACUUUCCCAGAACCCCUUGCUACCCGUGUCUCCCUCUGAUGGUUUGAAAUGUCUGCAUAAAGAUGUCAACUGGGAUUUAAUGGAGUCGGGCUUUAUCUGUUUGACUGGUAAGACGUAAAACGUGAUGAUGAUGAGAUGGAUGGUUUUUGCAGUGCAAAAAUAUUAAAACUCCUCUCAAUGUCAAAAUUCCCAAAAAUCAUUAGUGAAAACAAUAUUUAUUUAUUUUUUACCACUAUAUAGCUCUUGUUCUAUUUAUUUUACAGGCGGACAGGACAGAGACAAGAAAGCAUUGCUGGUCAUUUGUCCAAGUAAAGCAACAGCAACUUACAACCACAGUGACAUUGUGCAGACCGUCUCUUAUCUACACUCUCUACUUAGGUAUGAUAUUGUAAAGCGCUACGGAAUCUGUUGGUGCUAUAUAAAUGGCAAUAAUAAUAAUAAAAUAUGCGGUAAAGGAAAGGGUGUUAACUGGGAGUGUUAUAAUGAAACAAUAUUUAAGAGUAUAUAAGAUUUCAAAGAUAACUAAAUAUCUAUAUAUCAUAUGUAUGUAGGUGCUAGCUCAUAAAAUACAGAUUCAUUUUUUGGUGUUCUGCAAUGAGUGGAUCGUUUUGUUAUAUUUAGAAAAUCCGUUGCAUGGGAAUGUUGUUUACAGUAAAAAUGUAGAUUAGUGGUUUACAAACAUCUAGAUUUUGAAGACAGCUGGCAUAGAUGGCAUCAAGUUAGUUGUUAUUUAUUAGAACUUAGGGUUUUAGCUUUCUCCUGAAGGCUUUGACUCAAUCAAAACUCCUCGGAAGUCAAAGGCAACCCGUGGCACUUCAAACAGAUAACAUUCAUUGACGUGAUUAAUUUGCAAACGUAACUUUUUUUUUAGAUGCACAGUUGACAAAACAUUUGUAGAUUCCUAGAAAACGCCACAAUAGUAGACGAGACUGAGUUGUUAGUUGUGAAACAUAAUAAGAAGAGUCAGAUUGUUGAAUUGACGUGUUCCUUCCUCUUGCACACAGACCUGAACUACGUGAUUUGGGCAUAAACCUCAUCCUGGAUCUCCGAGACUGUACAACACCCAAUGAGUGCCUCCUCCAGACACUGAAAGAUAAUAAGGUAUAUUCUCUAAGGCAGUUUGUGGAGUACACUGACUUAGGGUUUUUAAAUAAUCUGUUCUGGGGUGAAUGACAUAACAUCAAGCAAGGUGUUAGGAAGCCACGUAACCAAGAGAUGGUUACAUUCAGGUAAAAGCAAGAGGCAGAACUGCAUUUUUAUAAUGGCAUUAAUGGCUUGUACUAUAAACAUCCUUUAUAAUAUACAACUGUGCUAUUAAAUCAUGUGUAAGAUCUUUAUUUAUAAUAUUCCCUUUAUGUGUUUACUUACAGGACUCCUUAAGUCACUUUAUAAACUGCACUUUAAUAGUCUGUGACAAAGAGAAUUCUGCAACUGUUCCCAGUGACCUGCUCAGUUCACAGGCAAGUACGCAACUAAUACCAUGACAGUCAUGUGUAAAGUAAACCUGUCCACAUGCCUGUAUAAUCCUGUUCCCCAUCACUGUCAUAUUAUUAUUUGAAUGAUAUGUCAUUUCCAAUAUAUUCACUUUGCCUUACCUCUUUGUACUUUAUACAGUAUUAUUCACAGCAUUACUAUUUUAAACAUAUAUCUGUAUAUACCAUAAAGCAGUAAUUGACCGAUAGAAAUAAUGUUGAUAGACAAAAGAGGUGAAGAGGACUGCAUUCUGUCUAACAUUCCUUCUUAUAUUACUCCUACAGGUGUCAGUUGUCUUGUCUUCAGAGAUAACGCAGUUCAUUGAUUUGGAGGAACUGCCAGAGAGCUUUGGUGGAGAGAGACCUUAUGUUCCCUCUGAGUGUGUUUGGGGCCAGCGGGUGAGACAUACAACUACACACCCAGCAUGUGUGGGGCUGUCAUGUAAGACACAGAACUAUGUGCAUGUUACAUGGGUUGGGGGAGACUUAAAUGGGAUCUAUUACAUGAUUAUGUCUAUUUUGUGUAAGGAAAAAUAAAUAGCCACAUGCACUGAACUGCACUGAGACUCUUUGCAUGUACUCAUUUCAAUGUUCCCUUCUACAAUCUCUAAACUGAAAGCAUUGACAUUGUGUGUAAGAAAUUAAUUUUGUGACCUUUUUUCUGACUUUUUCUAAUUGUAAGUGUUCUGUGUGAUAGAUGGGUGUACGGCAUGGGUGUACAUGUGUAAAUGGACAGAUAACCUGUAUAUCAUUACCAAUAUGGUAAAGUGCUAGUUGUAUCAGUUAAUAUUAAUCCUGACAAAUGUUCUGCUUCAUAGAAAAUGCUAUCUUAUUUUGAAAUAUCUUAACACAAUUAAAUGCAGAUUUUUCCUGUACACUUUUUAUCACUUUGGCAAAUUAAUUACCUCUGGAAAUGAUGUACAUACUGGACUGUUCAGUCAUCUCAGGGAAACUUUUAAAAUCAUUGGGAGAUCAGUUUGUAUCCUACUUUUCAUCACUUUUUUAAUUACACCUCAAGAGACAUGCUUUGAUUAGUUUAUAUAUUGGAAAGGGGUAGGGGAUAUAGAUGACAGCUUUUAUCCGUACACAAUCCCAGUUACAGUCUGUUCAUUUCACAAUACAUGCACCCACUUACGUUUAUCCAAAACAGCAUUAAAGGGACACCAUAGUCAACAAAACAUGUUUAGCUUAAUAAAGCUAUUUUGAUGUAUAGGUCAUGCCCCUGCAGUCUCACUGCUCAAUUCUCUGCCAUUUAUGAGUUAAAUCACUUUGUUCUUGCUGCUUUAGUCACACCUCCCUGCAUGUGACUUACACACCUUUCAUAAACACUUCCUGUAAAGAGACAGCUAAUGUUUAUACUUCCUUUAUUGCACAUUCAGUUUAAUUUAGAAUUUAUUAUCUCCUGCUCCAUUAUUAACUUGCUAGACUCUGCAGGAGCCCCCUGUAUGUAAUUAAAGUUUAACUUACAGAGCAGGAGAUUAAAAAAAAUAAACAUAAAGUUACAUCUGAUUGAAAAUGUAACCAUUUUUUUCAUGUAGGCUGUGUCAGUCACAGCCGGGGGAGGUGUGGCUAGGGCUGCAUAAACAGAAACAAAAGUGAUUUAACUCCUAAAUCGCAGUUAAUUGAGCAGUGAGACUGCAGGAGCAUGAUCUAUACACAAAGACUGCUUCAUUAAGCUAAACUUGUUUUGGUGACUAUAGUGUCCUUUUAAACAAUACAUUGAGUGCCCCAACAUAUGUCAUAACGCACACUGCAUUACUAAAACCCCUAUAAACACACACUGCAAGGGAGCCCUAAGUAAGAUUUUUUUCUAGUGUCUAAAACAAGUGUGGGAGGUUAUUAAAGUGACCAGAGCAUAAUGAGUUACACAGAAUGUAGAAUUUUAUUUAAAAAUGUGCUAAAUAAUUUUGGAAAUUUACAAUUACAAUAUUUAGAUAUCGUUUUCAUUCACUAAUCAAUAUUGUAAAAAUGUGGCUUUGUUCUUAAUUACUACAGACAUUCUAAUAGAAAUACAAUAACAUUGCAAAGUAAUACAAUACAAAAAAAAAACAAUUCUCCAAAUUUUGCUCCUCACACAGAUAUCGCUCUCUAACCAUCAUCCUACUGUCAAUGUUUUGCAUUUAUUUGUUAUGACUUUUGCUUUUUUGUUUGGGUUUUCUUUUGCAGUCUCUGGGCAAUCUUUACACUCUGUGCACUGAUGUACUGAAGUCACUAGAGGAUGUCAUACAUGAUUUAGAGACUGACAGCAUUCUGGUAAGGGUUUUUCUUUAACCUGUAGAAAUCCUCAUUAAAUCUUUAAAGAUGCUGAUCAACAUUCUCUGCUGUUGUGACACUUUUAUUAGUAAACAUGCUAUUAUAAAUUCCCACAAUUCUUCCCAGAAUGUAUUACUUAAUCAUGUACAAUUUUCCCCUCUCAUAUCUGGGCUGAUUUAUUCAUACUGUGACUUUGUGAGAGAAGGAAGGUGCAGUUGUAAUUUGAAGGCAUAAUUGCAAAAACAAAAAUUGAGCCAAUCUUUCUUUUGGUGCAUGAUAUGGAUAAUACAUUAAAAUAUAUUUAGAAACCAGCCAGUCAUGAUGCUCCUAUAACAUAACAUUCUAUGGCAUUGCUGAGUUUAUAUUGCUGGAGAUGUCAAAUUUGUUAGUGUUCCACCACGACAAUAGCCAUAGUUUUGUAUUCAGCUACUGUCCCCUAACACAGUUGUACUGUCACCAGAUUUUUGAGACGUUAUAACGUCAAAUGCUUCUUUCAUUAUUCAAAUUUUCAACAUUCACUGAUGGAUUUAUUAGGUCUAUGUUCUUUUUGGAACAAAUUCAUUUUACUCCCAUCUUGGCAUGUCUUUGAAAAUAAUUUAAUAUGGGGCAUUUUGAGUCUUUACACACACACACACAUGUAUUAUUUUAUAUUCAAAAUAAAAGAGGUGUGUAAUCUCAAUAAUUACUGCAUGUAUUGUAAUCAAAUGUCUUAUCUUAAACAAUGGUCCCCUGAUACAAAGAUAAAUAGAGUGGUAUAGCGUAAUUCAUGCCGAUUCGUCUUUUGAUGAUUAGACAUAAGCUGGCAGUGGAUCCAAAAAGCCCACUGUCAGACAUAGUUACAUAGGCUAAGCAGACAUGUGUCUAAGUUCAGCCUUUCUCACAUCUGUUUUUGCUGUUGAACCAAAUGAAGGCAAAAAACAGUUUGAAGCUCUUUCCAAUUUUGCUAAAUCUUUUUGAUUUCAGAAUAACAGACAGAUUUCUCACUGGAUCAAUAAGCUAUUACCCAACAAAUUAAAAGCUAUAUCCCUGAAUAUUAUGUUAUUGCAAGUAUUCAUCCAGUUGUUGUUUAAACAUCUGUACAGAAAUGUACAAUUAAAAUACACUUUUAUCAUUCCAAAUGCUUACAUAUAAACUGACCCACCGUAUAGGGGUAUAGUAAUGUUAACUGCAUCGUCAACAAUAAGCAGGAUCCUGAUUAUGUAUUUGAGACUUUACCUCUGUAGUAGAAAUUCACUGAUCUACUCAGGUAAGUUGCCUAACAUUGAUGGCAAUGCAACUCUGUCUGAAAGCAGUUACUCAGUAGCUUCAUGCUCAUUGCUAUGAUUGCAGUAAGCAUAUCCAAAAUGUUAUGGUUUCUUUAGUUUUUGUUUUUAGAAAAAGUCACCCUAGCACUGCAAGGGUAACUCACAUUAAAGCCAUACGUGUGUGGAUAGAAAAUUGGCCUAUCAUUUGAUUAUAUUAAAAGGUUUUUGAGGUUGAAGCAACAGUGCUGGGUCUUCUUUUUCCUUUUAUUAAAUCCACAUGUCACUGUGUAUAAGAGGCAAACAAAUCCAUUGGUUUUAACAACGUAGUCGCUAGUAUGAAAUGUGCAGACAGUUUGUCUUCUAGAGCCAGGUGUCUUUACAACACUCUAAGUUAGUUUUCACUAUGCAAAUGUUUCCUAUUUAUCAGGACCCUGAAGCAUUAAUAAGUCAUCAUCGAGAUGCCAUGAAGAAAGCAUUGAGUGAUGAGAGACUGCAGGUGCUGCAAAGAGAUGGAGGAACAUUAGUAGCAAGGUUGCAGAAGUCAUCAUACCUGAGGUAAUUCUCAAACCAGGCUAGCCACCCCAAAACUAUGAAAAGAAGAUAUGUGAAGAUAAACAACUAUCUCUAAAUUGUAUUGGCAUUGACAGGUUUUAUGACCCAGCAAUCUUUGAGCUUUAUGAGAAGGUGGAUGAGGCUUUGCAUCGCCUUGUGCAACUAUCUAAUCAAAAAUUGCAAGAACUGGAGGAGAGACUGUCACCACAAGAUUAUUUUGACCGGACACUUGAGGUGAAGACAUAAAAAAUGAACACACCACCUUGGUGUCUAAUUUAUUGCUUAAUCUAGGCAUCGUGGAAACCAGUAGAAAAUCUUGUUAAUAAAAGUUAAGUACCUCAAAAUGAUGAAAGAAUUAUGGUUCUACAAAACUACAAGAUUUCGUAGACAUGACAACCCCCACAAAUAUACCUAACUGCUCUUGAAGAUAAUAUGUGACAAUUACUAAGCAGGGAGAACUAUAAAGUCAUUGGUCUCAGAAAGUGAAGCAUGUUAAGGACUACUCAAAAUGUUUAGAUUAGCAUACUAGUAUAGGAGUGUAGACAUGGGAGAUUGUUGGCUUUCACUGUGUACACACCGUAUUAAGCCAUGAAUAGAUAAUUAUCCCAGUAAGUAAUCCAUCAAUUACAUUGUAGACAUCAUCAGUGAGAAAGAAAAUUGGUAAGAGAAACAGGUCAUCUCUGACACAGGCUUGCCACUGACUAAAUAUAUUAAGUAUAGUUUAUCAUCUUUGAACUUCUUUACAGGAUUCCAUGAGCCUUCAAGAUACAUCAAAGCAUCAGUAUCAUGUGAUGGAGGCCUUAGAGGAGGUAAGUAAUGUGUGCUUUUGAAAUAUAUCAUUACUGGAAUCAUUACCCAAAAAAUAGAAACUUUAACUUCCUCCUGUGGAAUUAUCAAAUAUCAUGUCUAUAUGUAAGAGUUUUAAGCACUAGAAAGGGCAUGUUUCUCCUAGUUAAUAAACGUAUCAUUGCCUACAGAAACACUCAGGUGAGGAAGGCCAGAGUCAAACAGCAGAACCAGAAAAUCGGAGGCUAGAGGUUGGAGUCAGGAUUCGCGGUCUAGAGGUCAGCAGCCGAGAGCUAGCAGAUCGGACUUGUAGCCCUCCUCGGGGCCAUGUUCUCAGUAGAGGUGAUGGAAGAGGACCUGAUGCUCCCUGGGGAGGGAUUCCCAAGCCAGAAGGAAGAAGGUAAGUUCUUGAAACUCACACAAAACUUAUUUUAUAUGUUCCAUUUCCAAGUGCUGUGCUCCAAUUACUCAUAGAAGGUUUUAGAAAACUACAUUAGCUCUUUCUCUGACAUAUCAUUGAUUUACAAAUGUUCUUAGUUUAAUGUUGUGAUUACUUUCUGUCAAACUGUAAUGCUUUUUUUUUUUUAAAAACUAACAACUGGAAUUAGGUCGGGACCCAGAAAUCAAACAGGCUGUGUUUUAAAGGAUCACUCUAGGCACCCAGACCACUUCAGCUUAAUGAAGUGGUCUGGAUGCCAGGUCCCUCUAGCAUUCACCCUUAUUUUUUAUAAGCAUAGCACUUUCAGAGAAACUGCUAUGUUUAUAAUAGGGUUAAUCCAGCCUCCAAAUCCUCUAGUGGCUGUCUCAUUGACAGCCGCUAGAGGCGUUUGCAUGCUUCUCACUGUGAAAAUCACAGUGAGAAGACGCCAGCGUCAAUAGGAAAAUGCUUUCCUAUGAGACUGGCUGAAUGCACGCGCAGCUCCUGCCGCGCAUGCGCAUUCAGCCGAAGAGGAGGAUCGGAGGCGGAGAGGAGGAGGAGAGCUCCCCACCCGGCGCUGGAAAAAAGGUAAGAUUUAACCCUUUCCUCUCCCCAGAGCCCGGCGGGAGGGGGACCCUGAGGGUGGGGGCACCCUCAGGGCACUAUAGUGCCAGGAAAACGAGUAUGUUUUCCUGGCACUAUAGUGGUCCUUUAAGCAGAACUCUGUGAAAGAAUUCAGUCUCUUCUGAAGUACUUUUGAAAAGCCAAUGCAGUGACUGAAUGUACAGGAAGUAUGAUCACAUUUUGACAACUGCAAAUUGUACUACAGUGUAUUUACACUGACUUACUUUGCCUUUAACAUGGUAUUUGUAUUUUUAUUAUGUUUUAGUUCUGUACAUUGUGUCUUUUGGACUCUGGGUUUUAUUUAUGUAAGUCUAUUACUAUAUGAUGGUAUCGUCAGACUAUUGUCAAUUAAUGUUUCCAUUAGGUCUCCCCAACGCUUACUUCUAGACCUCCUUUGCUCGGAGCGAAGCUACGUGCAAUGUCUACGACGCUCUUUGGAGGCCAGAAGGUCUUGUCCAGCUAGCCUGGCGCUCAGAGGAAGUUUGGAGCAACUCCUUAACUUCCACACUUAUUUUCUGAGAGAACUCCAGAACUGUGUAUCACAGCCGCUGACUGUCUCAUACUGCUUCCUUCAACAUGUGAGAUAACCCCGUUUAAUUUCCUAAUUCUAUGUUUGCAGCUUUACCUUAAUGUGAUGUCAAGGGGAAGUCACUCUAAAGAUUAUCAUAACAAUUGUGCAUUUGCUAAGUGUGGCCUAAAAAUCAAAAUAAAACAGCUGAACUAGUUUGUAAAUUUUUUUAUUAGAAAACAAACAAACAUCAACAUAUAUAUGAGGUUUGCUGUUUUUUGUUUUUUAGGCAGAGCAGUUGCGUUUAUAUUCUCUGUAUGUGAAAAACAGACAGAAGGUGGAGCUCUUCCUUCCAGCACCCAGCGGAAGCCUUAAGGUGAGAGAAGACUAAAUGAUAUGAUUGGUUAGUUAUGUGGGACAAUGAUUCAGUAUCACUGAAUUCUAACCAUCACGUGCAUUCAGUACAGUACUAGAGUUAAUAUAAUCCCCCCCAAAAAUCUGUAAAUUUCAGUGCUUUGCAAAUAAAAACGAACAGAAUACUUAAUAUUAACAUUUUGAGCAUGAUCAUAUAAAUCAAAUAUAAAUUAGUGGUGGCACCAUAUAGGUACCAGUAAAAUGUAGCCUCGCUUUUACACGCUAAAGUAACAUACACAAUGCUUAGUUUUUUUUAAUGUUAUGGAUUUUAUGCAUAAUUGCAACAUUUAUAUUUAAUAUUUCAGAUAUAUUGUUAGCAUUUAAAUGCAAAAAUUACAUGUUUGUGCUCAGUAGACGUCUGACUAAUUUGGUUAACAUGAUAAAUUAUAUUCAGUUCAUACUAUGUAGUUCACCACUGCACAAUAAACUGUUGAUUAUUAAAUACUAAAAAUCUAAAAUUUGAAAAAAUUACUUCUACUUUAACCAUUACUAAUGUAUACUUUUUUAGAAAGGAAAACUGUAAUGAAGAAAUAAUUGCCAAACUCAAAAUACAGAAAAAACUAAUUGACACUUAAAUAAAAAAGGAAAUCUCAUAUAUACUAUAUCAGUCUCCAGUACUAUUAAAUUACUAAUGCCAGUUUAGCUAGAAAUGUAUCCAUCUCCUGUUUUUUAUUUAUUUUUUGAUUGAUUAUUUGUGCUGCUUAUCAAAUGCCAUACUAUAAAAGAUUGCUAAAUCAGCACAAUACUCCUUCCCCCAACAGAAAACAGAGAAAGUGAUUGAUUUAUGAAAUUAUGAGACCUAACCGCCUGGAAUAAAUGUGCUAGGCAAGUCAUUUUUACAUCUGUUUGAGAGAACAGAAUGCUAUUUUAAACACGGUAAUUCCAUUAAUAUGCUCAAAUUAGAGGUUCAGAACCUCAUGGACUGAUGGAAGUUUCAUCUAAUAUAUGUGACUGCAAGUUAACUACUGAUCAAGUUUAAUAUAUUUUACACUGUGCAGAAGAUUGAUGGCUCACUACUUGUAGAUCACAUCUGGAUCAUAUACAAUCAGUAAGUAAAAAGCAACAACUGAUCAAGAGCAGGUUCAACAAAUUCAGAACAUAAAAACUUGUAUUAUCAAGGUUUUACCAAUCAAAAAAGGCUGUCUGACAUUUGCUGAAUUUAUUGUCAAUCAGGUAUUUAAAUGCUAUGUGUUGGUGAUUGUAAAUAGUUUAUAUGUUCUAGUCCAGUAUUUAUUCCUGCCAUUAGGAGCAGGAGCCCUUCUAGAAUUGCAACAGCUUUGAUGCUUUGCCAGCCAUAUUGUUAUCUUGGCACCUCUACUUUCUUUAUUUACAUUAACUUAUUUGGACAGGGCAGGAGGAGGGACCAAAAGGAAGAGGAGGAAACAUGGGCGAUUCUACAAAGACCACUGGAGCAACUUGAGCAGUAUCAACGGUUUCUGGGUGAUAUGAUGCAAGAGUGUGAUCAGGAGGACGAGCACGAACAACAGUCUCUGCACACAGCUCGGGAGCUGGUGGGGUCCCUUGUGCACCAUGGGAAGAAUUUGUUGGCUGCUGAAGCCAUCCGCGGGUUUGAGGUGAGUGUUAAAGAAAGCAUAAUUCUCCAGCUAGGCUUUUCACCAUGGACAGGAGAGAAUUGAAAAUGUGUAUUGAAUGUACUGCUGAUAAUGCCAAUGAGUUUUACUGUGUUUGGUACUGUCCUAAAAUUAAAGAAAUCAAGAUAUAUUUAUGUAACCAUGCAAUGCUUACUACCAGCCACUACAAAAUUCAUUUUAAAAGGGCUAAUAUCCACUCAAAACAUUUAUUUUAAACUAUUUCUUGCUCUCUAUGGAAUGGCUUCAUAUACUCCAUAAUAAAGAGCUAAUGACCAAAACAUUUCUUACUAACUUGGAAACAUUCCACCCCCAUUUAGAUCAGAUUAAAAUGUAGAAUAUACUGCCUGGCACCCUAUGCAACCCCCUGCCCUCACCUCCACAUCCCUGGUACUAAAUUACCUUCAUCGUAAUAGCUCCUACUGCCUUAACCCCUAAAGGACACAUGACAUGUGUGACAUGUCAUAAUUCCCUUUUAUUCCAGAAGUUUGGUCCUUAAGGGGUUAAAGGUCACCUGUCCAAAGCUACUGUAGCACUUUUUAAGGUGCAUGAAAUUUCAUCACUACAUUGUGCAACAGUUUUGCUAACAAAUGUAUAGAUUGGGAGAAAUUAAAUUAAAAUUGUUUGUAACCCACCUGUCAAUCAAUUAUUUGGCAUAGACCGUCUGCUGAGGAAUUCAUUAAUAAAGGAGAGCAGAAGAGACCUCCCACAUGCGGUCUUUCUGCUCUCCAACCAUAGCAACCACAGGGCUGCUAGAACUGGCUAUGAGGCAUUGGAAUGGAAAGCCAACGUCUUUGCAUCAUUGAGGAGGUAUGUCCUGCAUGGGGAAGUGUCCUCAAGCAGAGCAAGUAAGUGAAUAUAGCAGGAAGAGGAAGGGAGGACCAGAGAUGGGUGUUACAGAAGUGUAACACUCACCUCUCUAAUGAGAUCGCUGCAUGGGAGCAGAGGCUGAGGUAAAUGGUGUUAGGCUUCAUUUAAUACUCCACUAAAACACUCCCAUAGAGGGACUUGACUUGGUUGUUUAUGCUUAUUUGUAUCUUGUUCUAUAUAUUAUAUUGUUUUAUGAUGGAAAAUCACUAAAACUCUGAAAUGUGUCCACUUUUUACAAUGUUUAUUUUUAUUAUACAAUGUUACUUUAUACUUCUAAAAGAGAACGUGAUGCUUUACUCUAUCCUUCUGACAAGUAUCAUUCUCACUAUACACUGUACAACUGCCUACUUAUUGUACUUUAUGCUCUGCACACUGUUUCUGCCACAUUCUCAAUAAAAAAUGUCAUAACAAAAGAAAGAACAUUUGAUUCACUUGCAGUCUUUCAAAUGGUAUUAUAUCAAUUUAUAAUGAAAUUGUAGAAAUGUUUCCAGUGUUUUAAUGACAGUAUGGUAUAUUAGAGGUCCUUGUGCAGAAGUGUAGGGAUUAUGAUUUUGGUUGUUUAGAGUUAGAGGGUACUUAGCUUCAAGGUGCUGAUGACUGUAAUUCCCAUGAUUUUCAUCCAAACUAAGUUUAGUGACAUUUUGAAUUGCACUGUGACGAUGUUGCUGAGCAUCCUUCCAGCGUUGGUAAAACAAUGACGAUGAUUUAAAAUGCACACUUUUAAAUACAUACCAGCAUAUUUUGUUUGAAACUAGAGCCUACAGUAACAUUCUUUACACUUGACAUGUUAAAAUACUUAUUAUGAAGUGACAUAAAACAAAAAAUACAGAAAGAGAGAAGCGUUAAUAAAGGGAGAAUAUAAUAUGUAUUCAUUGCAAAUCUGAAAUCAUAUGCAAUGCUAUGUAGGAGUGAACAUGGUGGACCAAUAGAUUGGACAUCCCUUGUUUUUGUAUAGGGUGAAGGUUUGUUUUAAAAAAAAAAAAAAAUUUGACUCUUAAGCUUUGUAGGUAUUCAGACAGGGACUUGGCAUCCCCUGGUUCAUGAUUUUUGUGCUUGGGUGCUGGGCGAGCCCCUGACACACCACUCUGAUUACCCCUUUUCCAUCAUAGGCAAACAAGUAGGGACCAUUUGCUUGGUGCCUUCUCAAAAUGUCUUUCCCACCAGUCCCACAUAAACAUGGUAGAGCCUCCCUAGUUAAUAUCGGGCUCCUGGGGACAGCAAAACUUAUUAUUCAUAUUUAAUUCCCCCCAACCUAUGCAUCAAGUCACUGGUACACUAUGAAACAUGACUGAUGAUUGCUUAGAGAAACCUUAUAGAAUGUUGCCCAUUUGUGGACAUCUUUUGGCCUGAAAAUCCAUAAACACAUAUGUAAUUUGUGAUGGAGUGCUUGGGGUGCUGCUUAGUUGCAUAAGCUAGUAAAUAGAAUUUUGCUGCAAACAUGUAAAUCUUAUCGAAAAGGCGGCUGCAAAAACUAGGUAAGUCGAAUCUUAUGUAUAAGUGUGUAAUAAACUGACACAGAGACAGAGAGAAAAAAAAAACACAUUACAUGCAUAAAAGACACCUUGACAUUCUACAAAUACAUUGGAACCUUAGAACUCGAACUUAAUUUGUACAAGAAGGCUGUUUGAGAACCGAUUUGUUCGAAAACCGAAUCAAAAUUUCCCAUAAGAAUUAAUGUAAAUUAGAUUAAUCCGUUCCAGACCCCCAAUGUUACAGCAUUUUAACACAACGUUUACAGUUUAAUAAUACCUUACAUGCAUAAAAUCAUACAGAAAAACAACACAAUGUAAAUUAAAUGAAAAUGUAACUUCACUUUAACUGUCAGCUCUAUUUGCUGACAGAAUGGAGCUGUUCACUAACAGAAUAGAGCUAUGUUCGCUUUGUCUAGUGCUAGGAGGCCAUUAGUGUCAUACCAACGAGGUUAAUGCCGUGUUGAGACAUUCCUUUCUCAAAUUUUAUGUUUGACAACAGAAUUGUUCGGGUAAGGGAGCAUUGCACUUCCGAGGUUCCACUGUAUAAAAAUAUGGAACUCAGUGUCAAACUGAUUAAAGUGGUUUAUAACCAAACCUGAAACGUAAGAUUGACAUUGAUUAACAACAAUAUAUCUCACCAAGAAAGCUUUAGUCAAUUCAUAGACACACAUAGACCAUGUUUCAGAUGGAGCCCCUGAGCAUGGUACUGAGUAAAAAGUGAACUACAUUUUUUUCAUGUGAGAAAUUCACAAUAAUUUCAUGAGAUGAGUGCAUAAUUUAGCUACCAUCAUACCAUUAUAAUCACAGUGUCCUUUUCUUCAUUUUACACUCCAGGUGCUUUAACUUAACCCUAGUUGGCUCCCGGUGUUGUCCAUAUCCAAGAACCCAAGCAUAACUUUCUUGCUCUUAUUGGCCAAGUAAUGUAAUGUGUUAUAUAGAUAAUGCAUUAAAAAGUAUGCAUAAAUGCUCCUGUUAGUUUAUAUACAGACUUGUCCACAGGUUUGUGCAGCAAUGUCCAGGGGAAAGGAAAUAGGGUUAUCCAAGUUGUGUGUAUGACAAAUACUUAUUAUAUAUUCUCAACUUGGAUGGAUCACAUAUAGUGAAAGCAAAAUUUUAAAUUUUGACUUUUGAGGGCCAAAAAUAUGCAUUGUGUGUUUAACCUGCUCCACUGUGGUACUCUGCAGAUGUGAACAAAAUAGUAAAAAAACAAAAAGUUAGCAUUUAGUAAUUCUAAAAAAAACCCAGAGUGAGGAAGACAGAAUGCUUUAUAAGAUUAGACAGAGGCUAAGCAACUUAUAAGAGCUUCCAAAUCACACACAGAAGAGAAAAUAGCACAGUCAGUAAAAAAGGGGGACAAAACAUUUUUUAGAUACAUAAAUGAGAAAAGAAAAGUAAAACAAGUAUUAGUUAGAUUAAAAACAAAAGAAGGAAGGUAUGUAGAUGAGGAUAAAGGUCUAGCUGACUGUCUCAAUGAAUAUUUUUGUUCGAUAUUUACAGAUGAAAAUGAAGGAAAGGGACCUCAGUUAGGAAAAGGGACAAAUAAGUCAUUUAUUACAUGUGAGUUUACAGAGGAUGAGGUUCUAUUUCAACUGUCAAAAGUAAAGACAAAUAAGUCAGUGGGGCCUGAUGGAAUACACCCAAAGUUAUUAAAAGAGCUUAGUGGUGUACUAGCAAAACCAUUAACAGAUUUAUUGAACCAAUCAUUGUUAACAGGAGUAGUCCCAGAAGAUUGGAAGUUAGCGAAUGUUGUGCCCAUUCACAAGAAAGGUAGUAGGGAGGAGUCGGGCAACUAUAGGCCAGUAAGCCUUACUUCAGUAGUGGGGAAAGUAAUGGAAACCAUGUUAAAGGAUAGGAUUGUUGAACAUCUAAAAAUACAUGGAUUUCAAGAUCAGUGACAACAUGGGUUUACUUCAGGGAGAUCAUGCCAAACUAAUCUUAUUGAUUUUUUUGAUUGGGUAACUAAAAUUAUAGAUCAGGGUGGUGCAGUAGACAUUGCUUACCUAGAUUUCAGUAAGGCUUUUGACACUGUUGCACAUAGAAGGCUUAUCAAUAAACUGCAAUCUUUAAGUUUGGAUUCCAAUAUUGUUUAAUGGGUAAGGCAGUGGCUGAGUGACAGGCAACAGAGGGUUGUAGUCAAUGGAGUAUAUUCAAAGCUUGGGCUUGUCACCAGUGGGGUACCUCAGGGAUCUGUACUUGGACCCAUUCUCUUUAAUAUUUGUAUUAGUCAUAUUGCAGAAGGACUUGAUGGCAAGGUAUGUAUUUUUGCUGAUGAUACCAAGAUAUGUAACAGGGUUCAUGUUCCUGGAGGGAUAAGCCAAAUGGCAAAUGAUUUAGGUAAACUAGAAAAAUGGUCAGAGUUGUGGCAACUGACAUCUAAUGUGGAUAAGUGCAAGAUAAUGCAUCUUGGACGUAAAAACCCAAGGGCAGAGUAAGGAAUAUUUGAUAGAGUCCUAACCUCAACAUCUGAGGAAAGGGAUUUAGGGGUGAUUAUUUCUGAUGACUUAAAGGUAGGCAGACAACGUAAUAGAGCAGCAGGAAAUACUAGCAGAAUGCUUGGUUGUAUAGGGAGAGGUAUUAGCAAUAGAAAGAGGGAAGUUCUACAAAAAUGGAGAGAAAGGAAGCAGAGAUAGUGUAUCAGGUUGCUAAAUUAUAAUGGGGGGUAACCCCUACACUUAAAUUACUAAUAAGAAAAUAAAACACUUACAAGAAUUCCAAAAGGUAAAUGAAUGUCUAACAGCAUUCACUUUAAGGAUCUUGUAUAUUAUCAGCAACCCUAAUUAAUCAUCUCAGAAAAAUUGUAAAAUAUAUCUUUUAAUAAAUAAAGUUAAAAUAACUGUAAGAGUAAACUAAUAUUUAAAAACAUAAGAGGUACAACAACAAGAGAAAGUGAUAGCUUGACCGUGCUGCCUAUAUCAAUUUGCAACACCAGUGGUACAAGGGUAUAGGUGGUAUAAGUGUAGAGAAAAUAAUGUAAAUAUGAAUAUAAAGAAGGGGUAUAGUAAUGAUUCUCAGAAGAGUAUCCCCCAACUCCCAUCACCCUUGCCCACACUGUCAGCACACUCUCAUUCCCCUCUAUAAUUCAACAGGAGCCGAUCAAUCUUCCCGGCUACCUAAAUAAUAAAGCUGGGUGGCUAACAUGGAAGAAAAUAAAUCUAAAGGCUGCAGCUAGGUCCCCUGUCCACCUCUUCCACCCUUAUGCUAUCAAAAGUCCCGACGCGCAUUUCGCCGACUAGCGGCUCUUCCAAGAGAAUCGAAUCAAAGCUGAUCGUUUUUUAAAAUAUCCCGCCCUUCAUCCUGAUUGGUUCACAUUUUCACCAACAUAAUUGAGGGAAAUAGAGAGGGGAAUUAACCCAUUGUGUUCGGGUAUACAAAAAGCAAAAUAAUAGGAUAAAAAAUGUCAUUAGUAUUAAAUGUACUGCAAUGUUAAGAAAUAAAGAAAAAACUUAUUUAUAAUAAAGAAAAAACUUUAGGCAAACGGUGAAAUGAUAUGCUAAUAAACGCUCAUACACUAACUAUGAAUUUAAUGAGUACAUUAAAGUCUCAUGUCCUAGUGACUGUCUAAGUCUGUUAGGAAACUCCUAAGUGAAUACUUAAAGAAUUAUAAAUGUAACUCUGAGGUUGUUACAAUUAUUGUCUCAUUUUAUCUCAAUGUAACUAAUUACAGUUAUAGAGGAAUAGGUUUUGAGUCCAUUGAAAUAGACCUGCCCAAUUGGUUAUAAUGUGACUAGUUAUAGAUGGGGGUUAGAUCUGUAGAGGAAUAAGCUUUGUAAUAAAAACAUCUAUAUAGAAACCAGCACAGGUCAUAACUUUUAUGGUUGAGAUAGAGAUACAAAGUCCCAUUAUCAACCAUGAUCGCUGGAUAUAUCAUGGCGAAAGGAAAUGCACAAACUGUAAUUACAGUGAUUCAUAUAAAAGUGCAUAGUUGCCAUUAUUACCUAUAUCUAGAAGACGUGUCUUAACAGAAGAAACCACAUAAAUGUCACUUUCUGAAAAAAGCAACUCGAGGUACAGAAUCUCGUUGUUAGUCAUAACCCUUGAGUGUCUCUUAACCUUAUUAGUAUUGUUAUAUACAAUAAUUACCAAAUAUGUCCUGUAUAAAUUUAUAAAUAUGUGCAGUAUAUAAAAAUAGUGAUAUUAAAAUACACAAAUACAGUAGGUGAGUAAAAAUAUAUACAGAGUGUUUGAAGUAUAUACAGAUAGUAAUGUAUAAUACAAAUAUAUAUACAUGAGGCAAAUAUAGAUGUCCUAAUUAUGGGAGAAAGAAUUAACCAUAAUUUUUAAUGAUAAAAUCAAACAGAGAUUUCUAAUAUUUCUCCCAUUCAGACUCAAUAUAGUGGGAGUCAGUAUGCCCCAUGAUUUAUUCCAAAUCCCAUGGGGUGUAUGUAGACCUCAGACGUCGUCUAUGCUCCCUAUUUAGGAGUGAAUGAAUGGGGUGAAAUUGAAUUCUUCGUUCAGUCCAGUUCAGGAUAUAAUGUUUGAAAUAAAUAAAUCCAACGGGACUCAGCUUUCAAUAAAGAUAUAUUAAUAUCGCCUUUCCGAUGGUUAAGAAAUAUUUUUUGUAUCACCUGGAAUUUAAGUACAUUGGGUUUAGAAGCAUGAUUCACUCGUACGUGUUUUGCAACUGGGGUCUCAACAUGAGAAUUAGUGAUGGAGUUAAUGUGUUGCAAAACCCGUCUGCGUAGUUGUUGAUAAGUUUUGCCAAUGUACUGUAACCCGCAUUCACAGGUUAUGAUAUAUAUGAUGUUGAACCAAUCAGGAUGGAGGGCGGGAUAUUUAAAAAACCGAUCAGCUUUGAUUCGGUUCCCUUGGAAGAGCCACUAGUCGGCGAAACGCUCGUCGCGACUUUUGAUAGCAUAAGGGUGGAGGAGGUGGACAGGGGACCUAGCUGCAGCCUUUAGAUUUAUUUUCUUCCGUGUUAGCCACCCAGCUUUAUUAUUUUACUAUGCUCAGUCAGGUAGCCGGGUAGAUUGAUCGGCUCCUGUUGAAUUAUAGAGGGGAAUGAGAGUGUGCUGACAGUGUGGGUAAGGGAGAUGGGAGCUGGGGGAUACUCUUCUGAGAAUCAUUACUAUACCCCUUCUUUAUAGUCAUAUUUACAUUUAUUAAUCGUAUUUCCUCUACACUUAUACCCCCUAUACCCUUGUACCACUGGUGUUGCAAAUUGAUAUAGGCAGCACGGUCAAGCUAUCACUUUCUCUUGUUGUUGUACCUCUUAAGUUUUUAAAUAUUAGUUUACUCUUACAGUUAUUUUAACUUUAUUUAUUAAAAGUUAUAUUUUACAAUUUUUCAGAGAUGAUUGAUUAGGGUUGCUGAUAAUAUAGAAGAUCCUUAAAGUAAAUGCUGUUAGACAUUCUUUUACCUUUUGGAAUUCUUGUAUGUGUUUUCUUUUCUUAUUAGUAGAAAGAGGGAAGUGCUCAUGCCAUUGUACAGAACACUGGUGAGACCUCACUUGGAGUAUUGUACACAGUACUGGAGACCGUAUCUUCAGAAGGAUAUUGAUACCUUAGAGAGGGUUCAGAGAAGGGCUACUAAACUGGUUCAUGGAUUGCGGGAUAAAACUUACCAGGAAAGGUUAAAGGAUCUUAACAUGUAUAGCUUGGAGGAAAGACGAGACGGGGGGAUAUGAUAGAAACAUUUAAAUACAUAAAGGGAAUCAACACAGUAAAGGAGGAGACAUAUUUAAAAGAAGAAAAACUACCACAACAAGAGGACAUAGUCUUAAAUUAGAGGGCAAAGGUUUAACAAUAAUGUCAGGAAGUAUUACUUUACUGAGAGGGUAGUGGAUGCAUGGAAUAGCCUUCUAGCUGAAGUGGUAGAGGUUAACACAGUAAAGGAGUUUAAGCAUGCGUGGGAUGGGCAUAAGGCUAUCCUAACUAUAAGAUAAGGCCAGGGACUAAUGAAAGUAUUUAGAAAAUUGGGCAGACUAGAUCGGCCGAAUGGUUCUUAUCUGCCAUCACAUUCUAUGUUUCUAUGUAAACAUUGCCAUUUCUACAAAACUGCAGUGUUUUACACUGCAGGGUUAAAAGUACAGAACCAUUGCAUCCUGACAAUUUAAUUUAGAUGGUGUGGUCUGAAUGAAUUUAGUGGUCCUUUAACUUAACCACUCCUAGGAUUUCUACGUGUCAGUCCAUGUUUUACAGCAAUGCAAAAACACACAAAAAAUAAAUCCAAUUUUGUGAGGAUAGCAUGAAAAUGUUGAAUACUAUGAAUCAAUAUGGAAAACAAAGUCUGGCCUACAAUCUGGACAAUACGGUAUUUAAGAGGUGUUUAAUUAGUCCCUAAGAGGCUUAUGAAGAAACUAUUUAACAGGCAAAACAUGUUUGUUGUGAGAAGUAUUGCUGAGGUCAACUAGAUUUAUUGCUAUGAAUAUUUACAGUAUCGUGCUGCUUCUAAGGCAGAGUAGCUUUACAGAAACAGUCAACAGAAAAUAUUUCCGAAGAGAAAUCGGAAUAAGCUUUUUUUACUCAUUUAUUAAUAAAUAGUUCUAAUAUUUCCAGCAUAGUACAUUUCAGAAAGAAAUGCUAUAUACUAUCUGGAUCUGCCAACUUUCUCUGGCUCAUAGAGGACAUGAGAGAUUGUAUGCCCUAAUAUUGCAGCACAUGAUUUCUUUAUUGUUCUAAAGUCUCUUAUGUUUAAUGUUCUGUUAGAGAUAGUAAGGCUCUGUGACUUUACCAUUUUGUGCACCAUCAAUGUUCUGUAAGAGACAAGGCUGACCUAGGUUAUAACUUUACAAAAUGUGAUUGGGGGGAAGGGGUGAGAGACAACUUUUAUAUUCAUUAAAGUUUAUGAAAUUGUCUGGUUGAAUUAUUUGUAAAAAUUUGCCAUUUUGUAACAGCUUAAAUGGAAACUAUAGUGCUAGGAAAACAAACUUCUUUAUUUAACAAACUUAUUUAUUAAACAUAUUGAACUAUAAUGCCCCUCUGCCCUGGUUUAGGCUUCUCCUAUGCUGACAUCAACUGGCAGGGAGGACGUAAAGCGCAUGUGCAGUGAGCACUGAGUUCGCAUUAGGACUAUUCCUUAGGAUUAGCACCCCAUAAAAUUAAUGUAUUCUCACUGCCAAAUUGUGCUAAGAUAACCAGUCAAAAUAAUCAACAUUGCACAUUAAUGUCAAAGGGUGAGAGUUAUCACAGUGCUCUGUUCUAAAAAGUGGAACAGAAAUAUAAAAGUGUAAGAUUCACCAAUGCAAUGUGUCUUCUGGUUCCACUGGUUUCCGUGGUGAUUGCAACACAUGUAGUGCUUUAGAAAAAAUUUUUUAAGAACAGAACACUUUUAUACAUCUCCCCUAAUGUUCCUUUUGCUAAUCAAUUCUACAAAGCUCCUCUUUGGCUCCCUAUUUAUGCUUUACAAAAAUCGGAUUCCUCAUACAUCCCUACACUCGUAUUUUAUAUUAAUAAACUCUUCUCAUUACAUUUCCAUAUCUUCUUAUCCAGUUUACAAGACUGUUCCUGAACUGCCCCCAUACUCAAUAGUAUGUGAUCUUUCUUAACAUCUUCACAUCUCUACAACACUCACUCAGUAUUGAUCAACACAAUAAACCCCAUCUCUCAAGAAUGAAAAAAAAUGCAUUUGAUUACCUGUAUAUUAAGUCUAUUAGUUGUUGUUUUUCAUUUUGUUGUUCUUAGGUUGAUGAGAAAGAGCAUGGUCGGCUUCUGCUCAAAGACGUGUUCACUGUAUUGUCGGGAAGAAAGAAGUCUCUCCGGCACGUCUUCCUCUUCCAGAAGCUUCUGCUUCUCAGCAAACUCAAGACCGCAGAAGGAGGUCUGGAAACCUAUGGCUUUAAGCAGGUGUUUAAGGUAAGGAGGCAGGUCACCUAUAUGGCUGAAUAACUUAUGCCAAUGCUGAUGCCAAGACUUUGUUUGUUUUGCAGUAACUCGAGCUAACCUACCUAGUAUGAAAGAAACAUAAAAUAAUUCUAUUUUAAAUAUUAAAUGUUGUCAACUUGAAAUGAAUUCAUUGGGUAACCUACCAUCUGUAGCUUUUUUCUUCUUACAUGUAUCACCAGUCUUAGCAAAAGGGAAUCGCUGAUUGCUAGUGUGCACAUUAUUUUACUUAUGUGGAAUAAUUUAUUUUUUAACACUAUACAAAAACAUGGCUUAUGUAUAAAAAAUAACUAAACGUCUCAGCAUUAGCAGAGGAGACAGGGAAUGUAGGGGGACCCCAAAGUGAACAGAAUGUGGUUACAGUUGCUGCCACCCUGUGCUAAACUGAACACACUGGUCAGCUGAGGUCAGCAUAUUAGUGCCUAACCACAAAAUAUGCAAACAAUGCAAUGGAGAUAGGCAAGAGGCGAUUUGAAACAUCAUAUCAUGGCAUUCGCUAGGUUAGUAAAACCUCUUUGCGGGUAAUAAAUGGUGAUGUAAGUAGCGGAAGCACAAUCAUAUGACACCAAAACACUGCUUAUGCAGAAAAAUAAAGAUUAUAUUUAAACAUAACUAAACAUGUCAGCUUGAGCAGAGGAGACAUGGAAUGUAGAUGGAUAAAAGAGCAAAGUCCCGUAACACGUAGUAGUAGUAGAUACUGUGGUUCUAUGAGAUGCCGAAUAUUUUGGGCACUCCAGGGGGACAAUCCUCACCAUGUCCUAUUGGGUUAGUUGGCUGUAGACCAGGCUUUCCCAAACUCCGGCCCUCCAGAUGUUGCUGAACUACAACUCACAUGCUUCUCUGAAUGAAAUAUAUAGGCUGAGAAUCAUAGGAGUUGUGGUUCAGCAACAUCUGGAGGGCCAGAGUUUGGGGAAGCCUGCUUUAGACCCAGUACACUGAAGAAUUCCUUGGGGUCAUCAGGAGAGGAAAGGUAACAAUGGUUGCUGGCAUGAGUCACACUAAAGUCUCUGCAAGGUCCCCAUUUAUAGAGUACACCUCUAUCUCGGAGCACAGAGGUAACAGGAGAGUAGCAUUUGUGCCAUCGUUGGGUUUGAUAAGGCAGGUCCCUGUAGAUCAUAAGCUUAAGAUUGUUGAUUAUUAUUCAAGUCUUUUGCAAGGUCGCCAUUUUGUGUGAAUCAUUGGUGUAUUGGGCUACCAUAUCACAAGGAGAGUCAGCUGUGGCUGUGAUGGUCCUGUGUAUUCUGCAUGCCCAGUAUACAGCUGGAGAUACCAUCACCUGGGGUACAGCCAGAGAAUCCAGUUGGCCCUGAACAAACUGCAGCAGAUCACUUGGCGUGUACUCUCCAGUGUACCUCACACAUCCUUAUUUCUCUGCUGGAGAAGCAGAGAUUUCACGGAUAACUUGAUUAUCUCCAUUCCUUUUUUUUUGCAUGGGUGAAGGUGUUGAAGCUAGCUUGUGCAUAGGUGAGGCAGACUCAAUGGUAUCUUCUUUGGGAUAGAUCCACUUGACUCUGACUUGACUCAGUCCUAAUGCCAAACACUAGUCCUCUCUGAUCCUAAUAAUACAUCUAAGUCAUGCUGAGGGGAAAGGGAACAGUAAGACAAUGAUAAUAACAAGGCAACUCAGCUCACGGUAUUUGCUGAGCUGAGUACGUACUCAGAGCAUGUCUAAUAAAGAAUUUGCUUUGUGAAAAGAGGAGUGUGUCCAAAGAGUGACAUUAGACUGCAGGAUAUGCAGAAUAAAUAACGAUUCUGGCACUCCAGGAUAGAAAAAAAAUAGCAGCUUUAUUGCUGCAAAAACAGCAACACUUCGACCAUCAUAGCUUGCUAAAGACCCUUUAGGGUCGAAAUGUUGCUGUUUUUGCACCAAUAAGGCUACUAUUUUUUUGUUAUCCCAGAGUGCCCGAACCAUUAUUUAUUCUGCAUAUUUUGGAAGGGAGGCCUGGCCAGCCCUGGCUUCAGAGCACCUGGGUUACUUGGUGAGUGCAUUAUCCAGUACGUCUCUACUAUUAGACUGCAGGAAGCUGCUGAUCUUUCUUUUUUAGCAAGACUAUUAAUGCAUUUCAGUUAUGUUGGAGCCUGGUUUAUAUAGAGUCCUUUUUAAUGUAGAUUUGAGGUACAUCCACUUUUAUAACUUACCUAUGUAAUGUGAUUCACUUAUAGACUGCCGACAUGGGUCUCACUGAAAGUGCUGUGGAGGGAGACACAAGAAUUGAACUAUGGUUCCGUCGUCCAAAAUCCAGAGAGACAUUAGUCUUACAAGCUGAAAACUCUGGUGUAAAAGAGUGCUGGACUAAUGAAAUUACCAAACUGCUAUGGGACCAAGGAGGACUAAGCAAAGGUGAGCACUGUCUGUCUUACAGGCUGUCUUAGCUGUUGCUCGGAACAUGUUUAUCAAAUAAUGUAUCACACUGUGCUAAAGAGCAAGUAAGAAAUAGUUCUUGCCUAAACUGUGUGUACCAUCCCUGGAUUUAAAGCUUGUUUACACUUUCAAUUCUGUAAUUCACAUGCAUGUUUUCCUGCUUCAUCAUUGUAAUUGUAAUAUUGUUCUUAUCACUUUUUAAUUAUAAACUAUCCAAAGUACUAUUAUUAGGGGGUUUAGUGAAUAUAUACACAAGAGGAAUACAACAGCAGUAGAUAUAAUAAAAGCUCCUGCUCACAAGAGCAAUUUAGUAGCUCGUUAACAUUGCCUGGAAGGUGUUCCUAAGAAGAUCGUGCAAGGAAUCCACAGUAUAUAGUUAUGUGUGACAGGGUAAUUUUGGAUAUUAUGAACUGAAAUAGACCAAUUGUUUUAGCUGCAUCAUACUAAUGCAUAAUGUUCAUCUAAUUUAAUUUGUGACUACUUAUCUUAGCACAUACACCAGCAGUUAGUGGAGGGUGAUGCUGACAGCCUAGAGGAACAGAUAUUGGAGGAGGGGUUGGCUUUUGCAGUCAAACUUAUGAAAGCAGGCUAAAAUCCUGGACCGGAUUGCCUCCCCAUCAAAUAUUUUGCCCAAAUAGUAUACACCCACCUUUUAAAGGCUUUUAAUUCUAUUGGGAGGAAGAGGGCAAAUUAAUUAUUCAAAACAGGUGGUGUUGAAUGUCAAUCUCUCGGUGGCGAGGGCUGAACUGGCCCGCCUGAGUUUCUCCUUUCAAUGGUCAACUACAGCCAUUAAAUAUAUGGGGGUGUGGAUUUCAACUGACCCAGAAGACCUCUAGCACUUGAAUUUUCCCUCUAUGUGGUCAGUAUUCCGUAUGGACCUAGCAAACUGGUCACCUGUCCUGGCUAGGAAGGGUGAGCGUGUUGAACAUGAACCUCCUUCCCAGACUCAUGUAUAUUUUUCAAACACUACCUACAGGGCCGGUGCAAGGAUUUUUUUUACUACACAGGCGAAGAUGCAUUUUGCCGCCCUCCCCCCCCAAAUGCAUCUUCACCUCUGUGUUUCAUAUCCCCCCUUUUUAAUGUCUUACCCCUUUGUGCAUUACAUCCCCCUUUAGUGUGUCUCUUACAACCCCUCUUAUGUAUUUCCUACUCCCCCAGCCCCUUUGUGUCUCUUUCUUACCCCCAGCCCCUAUCUCUCUUUCUCCCACAUAGACAUAGAUACAGGCAAAAAUACAUAUAUGCACAAAUACACAAACAUACAGAAACACAAACAUAGUUAUUCAGGCACACAUUCACAAAGAUAUACAGACACACAGUCAUAAAAGGCACACAAUCAAACAAACUCUACAAUCUACACGUACAGCGUACAUGUACACUGUCAUACAAACACAGACAUACAUUCACACACACAGGCACACAGAUAAAUACAGACAUAAAGAGACAGAGAUAGGCAUAUAGAGAUAUACAUAAACAGUGAUACAGAGACAUACAUAAGCAGACAGUCAUACAGAGACAUACAGACAAGGUAUACAGAGACAUAAUUACACAGUCUUUAUGUCUGUCUUUAUGUCUGUGUAUGUACACAGGGUGGCUAAAAGAUAGAUCCCCAUUUGCAACUUCAACAAUGCUUUGAAAGCUGGGGCUCUACCGAUUCCCCAUGCUUGCAGGAUUGUAUUUAGCACUGAGCAGUAUUUGUGUGUUUGAAUAUAAGCAUGUUUUUGUAUAGUGUAUGUUUGUGUGGAUGUAGGGAUGUGUUUGUAUGUAGUGUUUGCAUUUGAAUGCAAGCAUGCAUUUAUGUGUAGUGUUUUUGAAUGCAGGGCUGUGCUUAUAUAUAAUUUUGGUGUCUAAUACAGAAGUGUGUUUGUAUGUAGUGUUGACAUUUGAAUGCAGAGUUUUGUUUGUUUGUAGUGUUGAUGUUGUAGUGUUGAUGUUUGCAUGCAGGGGUGUGUUCGUAGUUUUGACGUUUGUAUGCAGGGGUGUAUUUGUGUGUAGUGUUGGCGUUUUGAAUGCUGAGAUGUAUGCACAUAUACACAUAUGCUGCCACACACACACUGUGAUGCCACACUUUAAAUUGUAUUAUCAGGCUUGCCACCUCUUGAAUGGGAAAAAGAGGGGGUGGAUGCCCAUUGAAAGAAGGUGGAGGGGUCCAGGUGGGCAAACAUUUAAAUGCCCUUUUAUGGUUGGAUAUAAUAGGCAGGCAUUUGGCCUCCAUCAGCCCUUUUAUAAGGGCAAAAUUAUCUGUCUGGCACAGCCACUGAGCCUAUCCUCUUUUCCUUCACUAUUAACACCAUUAGUAUUUAGCCCCUCCUUCUCCCUAUGUUUUCACAAGCAGUCCUCUAGGUUCAUCACAGUAGUGAUCUAAAGUUGAAUUGGCAAUUUGAAUUAAAUGUUGAAUGUUGUAUGGAUAUAUGUAUGUAAUGUUUGUUCUUUAAAACAUAUCUUAAAGGGACACUAUGAUCACCAGAACCACUACAGCUUAAUGAAGUGGUUCUGGUGUCUAAAGCAUGCCCCUAUAGCCUUAGUACUGUAAAUGCUGCUUUUGCCGAGAAAAGGCAGUGUUUACAUUGUUGCCUAGUAACUGAGUGACUACCACUAGAGGUGCAUCCUAGAUCAGUGCAGCACUUGUGUUCAGCAUCUCCAUCCUCUGCAUGAAGACGCUGAAGGCUCCCCUCAAUGUACCUUUCAACCUAUCCUCCCUGCCCCUGCCCUACCCUUUACUUCCUUUGAAGUUCAUACUUUCCAUCUAUUUAAACCCACUCCUCUAAGAAUUGGCAUCAUUUAUCCCCCUCCCCCCCCUUACUGGUCAUCCUAAACUAUUUAUUGAACAGUUCACUUCCUGGUUACCCUAUUUUCUCCCCUCUUGCACUCCUUCCCUCAUUCUUGGGGACUUUAAUAUCCCAAUCAACAUCCCUAACUGCCCUGAUACCUCUCGUCUGCUCUCUAUAAACUCCUCCGUUGGACUCACACAGUGAUCUAAUUCAUCAACUCAUAGAGCAGGAAACACUAUUGACCUCAUCUUCACCAAUCUUUGUACCACCUCUAAUCUCUCCAAUGUUCCAUAUCCUCUAUCUGAGCACCAUCUGCUGUCCAUUGACAUCCGCAUACCCCGUACACAAAGUACCUCACUCUCACCACAUCAGUCUUGCAGAAACCUCCAUUGUCUUGACCUACAGCAAUUUUCCACCAACCUCCAAAGUCUCCUUUCACCAAUCUCCAAUCUCACCUGCCAUAACACUGCAACCUCCCUUUACAACUCCACUCUCUACUCUCAACUAAAGAUCAUGGCACCUCCUACACUUAAACCCACUAAGCACCAAUUACAACCCUGGCACACCAAGCUGACUUGAUACCUCCAAAAGUCUAACUCUGCAUCUGACUUCCUCCACUUUAAAUUUAUACUGUGCUCCCACAGUCUGGCUCUUUCCUCUUCAAAAGAAAACUACUUCAAUAUAUUCAUAACCACACUCUCCCGCAAGCCCAAACGACUGUUUCGUGCUUUUAACUCUCUUCUUUGCCCUGUCGUGCCUCCUCCUCCUACUAACUUGACCCCCACAAACUUUGCAACUCACUUCACUGAGAAGAUUUCUACAGUCAGAGAAGAGAUCUCUCAUCUCUCUCCAUCCACUACAAACUUUUCCCCUAACCACAUUCCCUCAGCUAUCCUACGCUCAUUUGCACCUACUCAGCAGAAGAGGUUUCUGCUCUGCUCCGUUCCUACCGCCCCACCACCUGUUCCCUCGAUCUUAUUCCCUUGUAUCUCAUCUGCACUUUGUCUCCUUCUGUUGCUCUGCCUCUCACUAAGAUUUUCAAUCUCUCCCUCUCCUGUGGCACAUUUCCUCCACCCUUCAAACAUGCAACCGUAACCCCAAUUCUGAAAAAGCCCAACCUUUACAAUAAUUCCCCGUCCAACUACUGCCCUAUCUCGCUACUGCUGUUUGUCUCCAAGAUCCUUGAGCGUGUUGUGUAUGCAAGAUUGACAGACUUCCUCAAAUCCAAUUCUCUGCUUGACCCGCCUUAAUCUGGAUUCUGCACUCGGCACUCGGCAGUGACCAAAGUAUACAAUGAUCUUAUCACUGCUAAAUCCCAUGACCACUACUCUAUCCUAAUUCUCCUCAACCUUUCUACUGCUUUUCACACUGUUGAUCAUCAACAGCUUCUUCUCAUCCUCCGUAAUCUCGCUCUACAAGAUACCGCUCUCUCCUGGUGCUCUUCCUACCUCUCCCAGCGCUCAUUCAGUGUUUCUUUUUCUGGCUCUUCUCCCCAAUCCCUCUCUGUUGGUGUUCCCCACAGUUCACUUCCUGUGUUGAUUCCCUUUAUAUAUUUAAAUGUUUCUAUCAUAUCCCCCCUGUAUCGUCUUUCCUCCAAGCUAUACAUGUUAAAAUCCUUUAACAUUUCCUGGUAAGUUUUAUCCCGCAAUCCAUGAACCAGUUUAGUAGCCCUUCUCUGAACCCUCUCUAAGGUAUCAAUAUCCUUCUAAAGAUACGGUCUCCAGUACUGUGUACAAUACUCCAAGUGAGGUCUCACCAGUGUUCUGUACAAUGGCAUGAGCACUUCCCUCUUUCUACUGCUAAUACCUCUCCUAUACAACCAAGCAUUCUGCUAGCAUUUCCUGCUGCUCUAUUACAUUGUCUGCCUACCUUUAAGUCAUCAGAAAUAAUCACCCCUAAAUCCCUUUCCUCAUAUGUUGAGGUUAGGACUCUAUCAAAUAUUCUGUACUCUGCCCUUGGGUUUUUACGUCCAAGAUGCAUUAUCUUGCACUUAUCCACAUUAAAUGUCAGUUGCCACAAUUCUGACCAUUUUUCUAGUUUACCUAAAUCAUUUGUCAUUUGGCUUAUCCCUCCUGGAACAUCAACCCUGUUACAUAUCUUGGUAUCAUCAGCAAAAAGACAUACCUUGCCAUCAAGACCUUCUGCAAUAUCACUAAUAAAAAUAUUAAAGAGAAUUCCUCCCUUGAUAAACUCAUCAGCUCCUUCAGCUUCCAGUAUCAUUUCUAUGCAGAUGACACGCAAAAUUAUCUGUCCUCCCCAGAUUUCUCACCACCCUCUUUCUCUGCUACUUCCAACUUGAUGGCUGCUCAUUUCCUUAAACUGAAUCUGUCCAAAAAAGAACUUCUGGUCUUCCGUCCCUCAAGUGUUGCUACUCCCUUGUCUGUGUCCUUCCAAGUCAAUGGCGCUACCAUCCGCUCUACCUCUAAGGCUUGCUACUUAGGUGUUCUCUUUGACUCUGACCUCUCCUUCACCCCUCAUGUCUAAUCAAUCGCCAAAUCCUGCCACUUCCAUCUCAAAAACAUUCAACCCUAUUAAACACCUGAUACGGCAAAGGUGCUUGUCCAUGCUGCUGUCCUCUCUCACCUUGACUACUGUAAUCCGCUUCUCAGUGGUCUUACAUAUUUCCAACUUGCCUCCUUACGGUCUAUAAUGAAUGUGGCAGCGAGGCUCAUCUUCCUGUCUUCCCGCAAACCCCCUUUGUCAGUCCCUUCAUUGGCUUCCUGUAAGAUAUAGGGCUCAAUUUAAGAUCCUGACACUUGCUUACAAAUCUCUACACAAUCCUGCUUCCACCUACUUAUCCUCACUAAUACACAAAUAUGUUUUGUCUAGGCCCCUACGCUCUGCCGGAGAUCCACGUCUAACCUCUGUACGUACUCCUACCUCUCAUGCUUACCUUAAAGACUUCUCUAAGGCUGCACCGUUCCUAUGGAACGCACUUCCCUUCUCUGUUAGACUCUCACCCGGUCUCCACUCCUUCAAAAAAUCUUUGAAAACUUACUUCUUUAGGAAAGCAUAUUAAUUAAACUGUGAACAGUUUUCCCUCCCUGCAUCCUGAUUCCUCUCCUGAAACUGUCAUCAAAACAAAACACAAAGCCCUCAAUGAAUAUUAUCUUAGCAACCUACUUUUCUACCCUACCCAUAUCUUUUGUCACUAUACCCCACUCACUCUAGCAUGUAAGCUCAUUCUCUUAAUAUCUCUGUUCUUGUGUGUCAAACUUGUCUAGUUACAAAUACGUGUCUGUUAGUCCACCCAUUGUAUAGUGCUACGGAACUUGUUGGCGCUUUAUAAAUAAUAAUAACAGAGAUGCUUUGACUCAAUGCAUCUCUAUAAGGAGAUGCACGGCAAAAUGCUGUACUGCGCCAAUCAGGAAAGCAUUGGAUUGAUUGAGAUCAUCAAGAAUGACCAGACUGGUGCUGCGAUGAUGAAAAGGUAAGUAAGGCUACCUUUGAACUCCUUACUGAGGGGUGCCGGACAUCUAAAUAGGUAGUCCAGCACUAUAGUGUUAGGAAUACAUGUAGAGAACAUUUGAGGGAGGAUCUGUGAAUCUUAGAAAUGCUAAAGGCAUCUGGUAGAGAACUGUUUUUGGUGAUUGGAUUAAAUAUUGAUAGUAGAAAUAUGUAUCUAGUUUUAUCACAUCUCUAUUAUAAACAUACCUAAAUAGUAUAAACAAUGCCAUACUCUCUCCUUUGGCAAGAUGUGUGAAGCAAUAUCUGUAUGAUUCACUAAAGCUGGAUACACAAAGGGUUUUUCAAUUGUUGGCAUUGUCAUCAUAAGUGUAAGUUCUGGAGUUUCUUGUUAAGGGAAUGAAGCACUUUGGCAGGUUAUAAAUCAGGGUGAUGUCAUCAGACUCAUUCCUGCUAUUACAAGGGCAUAAAACUGCAGGUCCUGGCAUGUUAUGGGUUCUUCAUAAUAUACUUUCUGACUGAGGAACAACCAAGGAGCAGGAAUAAAAAAAUAAUCUUGGAGGGUAUAUCUUUUUUAGCCCUUAAAUGUAGAUGAAGAAAGUCUGCAGAAAAGAAUGAUAAUAGGGUAUUGAAAGCCUUAAGGGCAUGCAAUCAAUAAAACAAGGUAUCAACGGCUGUUGGAAAUGGCAACCAGCCGAGUGGUGUAAUAUUUGUAAGUGUAGAUUUUCUAAUAAGGCAUAAGGCAAGCAUCCUUGCUAACUAAUGUUCACUGAGUUCAUUAUGGAGUAUUGUAGUGAUAAAAAGACAACAUAGAAGCCAGACAGCAAACUGCACUGGUAAGUUACUUCCUUUUUGCUAUACCAUAUGUUAUAAAUCAAAUGUUCAGUUACACAGCAAGCUUCCCAUUGCAGUUUGAUGCCUAGCUUAGAAUUACUCUGUUAAAGUAACUGUCUAAAUUCAUAAUGUGUUAUCAAUGGCACAAGAAACUACUGGACUGUGCAAAGUAUCUUCUUGCAUGUGCAUCCAAAACCACAGACACAUCUUGGAUUCUUUUCUAGAGAGGGAUAUUCAGUAUGCCAUGUAUGGGUAUAUAGCUUAUACUGCGAUGUCUUUAAAGAUAACAAGGCCAGAAGAGAGUCUCCUGGAGUCAUACAUAUUACAUGCCACCAAUCUAGCUAUGAAGAUGGAAGAUGUGGAAGUGGAGAAGCAGUCAAAAUUAGAAGGUAGAGGUGGUAGUUAGCAUGUUGGGAUGACUGACAAAGUUGCUUAAUGUCUUGUAAGUUGAACACAAACUCAGUUCUGGUGAGUAAUUUAUCAAGGUUCAAAUUGUGUUUAAUGGAAAACAGAGAAGUUCAGUUGGUUAGUGAGAGGAGUUCAUAAACAUAAGAAUAGAACACACCUUUUUUUAUCAAAAAUACUUUUAACCUAAAGAAAUGAAUAUUUAAUGCACAGAUCACAGAACCCAGGAUACAGUGUCUAUUGGUUCCAGCCAUCGCUCUUUUCUUGACAUUAAAGCUGGAUUCAGUGCAAUAAGUGAGAGAACAGUUGGUGCUCUUCUAACUGCAAGAGGUAAGUUUAGUAAAACUGAACAAAUGUAGGAAACAUACAAAACAUAAGAAACCAGUAAAGAGCCUGCUCUUUCUAGGUUCACGUACCAGAUCAUCUUUGGCUAUCUCAUCUUCAGAGCACAGCUCUCCAUCACCACCCUCGUCCCUCAGCUUUGCACUCACAUCAGGACUAAGUCCUCGGAGGCUUCGAUCUCCUGGAGGGGUGCUGCUUCCAGACAAAAUCAAUGAAGAGGGAGUUGAAACAUUUGCAGGCAAGACAAAAAGAUAGCAUUUUACAGUCAUUGCUUGUUAUCAAGCAUUUCUUUUAAUUUCCUCAUUCAACAUAAAGCAAUACUAUCAACUUGUAAAAAAACAUAUAAUUGAUUUGACGUUAAUAACAAAAGUAUAAUUGAAGUGAAAGAGGAUGUGGACAUACCAUAUCUUCCAUUUUUAUUUUUCCAUUUUGUCACACUUGCUUACAUUUGCUCUAGCAUGGAGUUGGUGUUGAUACCAUUUUAUUGCCAUUAUUCCAAGAAUUAAUAUUUGUGCAAAUUCGUAUGUGCUACAUUGGGGAAUGUUGUUUUUGAAUAGUGAACAGCGUUUAAAUAAUGUUUAUUCACUCACAAGUUCCAAAAAAAAAUUGUGGACAAUAAUUUAUCUUGUCUAGGCAAUAGAGCAAGACCUUAACAGGGAUUGCUGACAUGAUGACGAAAGCAUUGGGUGUGUAUGAACCUUUUGUAUGUGUGAUUGCAUAUGUCUGCAUGCAAUUAUUGUUGUUCAGGUGUGCCUGUGUAGGAAUUCAAAGGAUUAAAUGACCCAGCUAGUGAAAGAAUUGUGUUUAUAAUGAGUGUAUUUUAUUAUUGAACAUGAACCUAAUCUGCAUUGCGAGUAUAUUAUAAGACUAUUUGUACACAUGGGAAUAAACACAAGAAUACAGUGCAUUUAAUUGACGUCAUUUCCAUGUUAGAUUAUAGCUACUUUAGGUUUAACAUUUUACUAAUUUAUUUACAUGGAAAUAAUACAGACAGCACGUUGUGUAAUAUUUUAAUAUAUUGCCAAAAAAGAUAGAAUAAGGGUUCUUUGGAUAUUUGUGUUAAUGGGCCUUUCCUGUACUGGGCAAGCACAGAUAGGUUUGCCAAACACACUCCCGGCAAUCCAAAAACUUUUAAACAGACAUAAUUAGCACAAUAAGUGCUACAGGGUGUGAUGAAGUGAGGUGUUUCCAUUCUUAAAUGCCUAGUUUGGCAAGGUUACAGACACUUCAGUAUUUUAAGUGCUAUUUAUGUGAUGAGUUUGUGCCACAAAAGGUGUAUAUUCAAUGUUUUUGAUAACAAAAGUUAUUGAAGAAAGAAAAGUCACAUAAAGUGUUAAACAUAAGCUGAUUAUUCCAGAAAAGUGCCCCUAAGUUCAGACAUGCGAUUAUGUGAGUACUUGUCAGUCAGAUUCAUUUCAGUUGGAAUGUUGUCCUUUUUUCCUUUUUUUGUGCAGCGGUAGGAAUCUUUACAUAUGUCAAGUGUCCUACAGCCUAAACUUUUUUCUUACCUGGGGCAAAGGUAUCCAACCUUCAACACUUUAUUUGCUGUCAACUGCACCAUCUUUAGCUUAAUAAAUAAUUGUAGAGUGUGAUGGGAGAGUGAUGUAUGUUGUUCAUACAGUGCCAGAGGUUGCCUAUUUUUUAUUUUAGAUCAUGUUUGUCUCUCUGUUUUUUCAGGUGGACCGGUGUGCCUUAAAUCAAUCUCACCCAUUAAAGAAGGAGAAAGACCAAAGGUGAGUUAGCAAACCACUUGCAUCCACUUUAGCUACCUGUCUUUUAUUUAUCAUGUGUUCUAAUAGACCAUCUUAUUUGCAAUUGUCCAUUCAUUGUAGGAUCUAACUAUUGAAGGCAUAUUUCCGUCCACCUCUGUGUGAUUUCCCAACUACCUGAAACAUAUAUGUAACCUUGUAAGGUGCCAAAACCACUGAGAAGAAAUGUAACCAAGCAACCUGGAAUAAUCUCAGUGACUACCAGAAAUGAUGGUGCUACUACACAACCAGCUUGGAAACCAUAAAAAAAAUAAAUGUUUAAAAAUGCUGAUGCCAACCUCUAAACUACAUCAGGGACAUCAGUUGGAAAUACCCCAGCAUUUACGUGGUCUUUACUGGAAUUGCACAGUGACUAUAGCUGUAAAUUAAGAAAACAGUGUAGCAAACCGUUAAUGGAAAAAAUGGAACAGCCUGUUGUAGCAUUACAGAGCACGUAUCUAAAAACUGGAACAGCAGAUCAAAAUCCGUAGGAGGCAAUUUUGCCAAAACUGGAACCGUAAUGCAUAGCGUACAAGGUACGAUUAUUUGACACAACUGGAAGAGUAGUGAAGGCAUUUAUCAUCCAGUCAGUAAAAUAGUCAGUCCUCGGCAUGGGUAAUUUUUAGCCUACAUCUCACUUCUUGACAUCUCAAUGAGGUGGAUCAGUAGAUAUAGUGAAGCUCUCAUUUAUAGAUAAAGGAACCAUAUUUUUCUCUUGUGGAAGUCAUUGGAAAGCUUCUGGGAGGUAACAGAAGUCUCUGCUCACAAACCAGGACUAUGGUAGUUUAGAGUCAUAUUUUUUUUGAUGGCACCAAAAAUAGUAUUAAUAACCAGGUAGCAACCCAAAAUAUCAGUAUUAAUGAUUGCAUAUGAAUGUAUUUGUCCUAGUAUUAAUGCCGCCAAUGAAUGCCGAUUGUUUGGAGCAUACUUAGGUUUUAAUAUCCUAUUGUGGUAAUGCAGGUGCAAUUAUACUACUAUAGCCACUCAACUGACUGUAAAAAGCAGCAAUAAACUAAAUCUAGCAGGAAUGUCAGCUCUAUAACCAAGCUAUUAACACAUUUAACCACAUUUUUACUAGUAUAUGCAGCUAUUUAGCCUUAGUAGUUUGGGUAACAAUAGUAAACCAUAGUGAUGUAUAAAUAGGGUAAAUAUCCUUAUGGUACGUGCUAGUAAAAGCCAUAGUUAUCCAGGAAGGCAAGACAUCUCAUAUAGGAAUAUAUAUACCUUCUUGCUAAUAGGCUAAAUGUAGGAGGGAAAUAAUAGUGUCUUAGAAUAAUGCACACAUGCAUGUAGAUCAAUAACAUAACUGGAUUUUAAUAGGGACUGUUACUGCAGACUGGAGAAUGUAUCUGUUGCAGAGGAUCUUGGGAAUUAUGAAGGUUUUUUGGGGGGAUAUUCAUGGACUUUGACAUGAAGGAUGCAGUAGGAUUAUGGUACACUGUUUGAUGUUAAAAACAGUUGAGCUGUGAGUUAACCAGACUAUAGCGGAUCAGUUAAUUACUAACUGAUGUCUGAUGGGUAAAAAAAGAAAAGAAAAUCCUUAAGGAUUUGCAUUUAUUAACUCAAUGGGAACAUGUUUUGAUCUAGAAGGCAGUGUUAUCAUUGUGCAACCUGCGAGGAAGUGCAUGUGAAAAGAUAGCACUAUUGUCUACAGUUUUUUUUGUUUUUUAUAUAUCAUACAAUCCAUCUUCUCCUCGUCUGAAUUUGCACUUUUGUUUUUGUUAAGCACUUGUCACAAAAAGCAUGUAAUGCUUCAUAUACUCACUCCCCUUUAUCGAUACUUUGCAUGAGACAGCUUAGGUUCAUUUGUCUUCAGUAAUAUUCAGCAUACCCCACAACUCUCUAGAGCAGUUUUUUGCCAUAAUCCCACAGUCUGGGGAUUUUUAGGAAACUGGGAAUUGUGGAGAAUUGACAAGGUUGUAGUAUCAUACUAAGGGGUGUUGAGAAGAUCCUCCCCAUGUGUGUACACAUAGCACUCCUUCCCCAAACUGAAUUGUGGACAAGUUGGACCGAGGGCCAGAUUUAUAUCAAGAGCACAUGUUGACAGAGAAUUCAAAGCAUCUCCCCCACCCUCAACACAAAAAAAGGAAAAUUGAUUAGUUAAAUAUGAUUAAAAAAUGUAUACAUACAGACAUAUAAAAUGUGUCUGUGUUAGUGUAUGUGUAUAGUAGUUUGUGGGUAGCAGCAUAUGUUACAGUGUGCAGCUGUGUGUGUAACACUUUGCUUGCAGCAUGUGUAACUGCCAUGUUUUAAAGGGGGUGGAUAUUCUGGCCCCUGUCCUCUCCUUUCCGGAUACUGAUGUGUUUUGUCUAAUGGGGAAAGAGAAGAGAUCACGUUCCAUCACACCUGUUGUCUUGCAGUCUCUCUUUCUGUAAUUGCUCUCUGGGAGGACAGGAAAACACUGAGGGUGGUUAACUUUAACAGACACAGUAAGCACUUGUGGCACCCCUAUGAGGUAUGCGCCUGGCCCAUAGAAUGAGAUGACUGCCUAAUCUGUAAUUGGAGAUUAAAAUGGCAUGCAGUAAGCAAAGAGGGUGGAGAUAUGGCCACUAACUGUACACCACUCCAAACACAGACUGGACAGAGUCAGGGCUAGCGCAAACAUAAUGCAACACAGGUAGCUGCCUUAAGAGAUACAGAGAUCCUCUACCAUGGUCCAUGUGGCCAUGCUACAUGAGGGAGGUAAGCAGACACAGGAGAGGAGAGGGUGAAAGAGACCACAAAGGGAUGGGGGUUGUGGAAGGGACACAUAACAGAGGAUGGGGGGAGACACAGAGGAGCUGGUGAGGAAGGCACACAAUGCUGGGACACACACAAAUGGGCUGUGGGGGAGCAAGAGAGACACAGAGGGAUGGGGGGGGGAGGCACACAAAAGGGCAGGAAAAGGGAAGAAAGAAACACAAAAGGUACUGGGGGGAGAAAGAGACACACAGAUCAGCAGGGGGAAAGAGGCACACAGAUGGGAAAGGAGGAGAGACACACAGAUGGAUUUGGUGGGACGACGACACGCAGAUAGACUGG
Molecule: messenger RNA, 47473 nt
Organism: Pelobates cultripes (western spadefoot toad)
Lineage: Eukaryota; Metazoa; Chordata; Amphibia; Anura; Pelobatidae
Source: the annotation of a GenBank genome assembly